Molecule: messenger RNA, 46731 nt
Organism: Podarcis lilfordi (Lilford's wall lizard)
Lineage: Eukaryota; Metazoa; Chordata; Lepidosauria; Squamata; Lacertidae
Source: the annotation of a GenBank genome assembly
AUGGCCGAGAGGAUGCCCAGCUGUGGGAUCCUGUACGACACCUCCUUGCUGCUGCAGUUCUGCAAUGGUGAGUCCCUGCAGCGUCCGCGCGCGCCCCGCUGGACCACCGCCGGGGCUUUUUCGGAGGCGCCCCAGCGCCGCGCGCGCUCCAUCCAUCCAUCCAUCGCCUGGCUAGGGUGGGGGGAAAUGCCCGCCGCUUUGCAAGAUGCUGUAGACCUGGCUUCAUCGCUUGCAUGCGCGCACGCACGCCGGGAGCAAGGGAGGUGCCCUCUGGGAUGCUCUGCAAGAACUCCAAGGGAUGGGCGCAGGGCGGGGCGGGUGCAUUUCCAUGCCCAGGGAGGGUCGCGCAGGGCUGGUGCGGCGCCAAGGGGGCCUUGGGGCAGGGGAGGGUGGGGAGCGCAAGGGGGGCCGCUCGGCUGACCUGCUGCCCUCUUUUCUGAGCAAGCCCCCCGCGCGCUCGCCCGGCCCUGCCGCGAUGCCACACCCCGCGCCCAAAUGGGUCAUCGCGCAGCUUAGCUGGCCGCCCUCCACCCGCGCUCGCCCGCCCGAUGCAAACUGGGAAAUUCGCAACCCAGCCCAUCAUCCACCUCCAUCCGUGGGCGGCUGGGUCAGGUGGGCGCUUUAACUACUCAGGAAUAAUUUUAACUCUGGAAUAACUGCCACCUCCCGUUCUGCACCCGAAACCACUAAUUUCGGAAUUAAACCACUCGCGUCGCCUAUAAUAAGCGCGCACGGAAAGAUUGGGCGGGGGCGCGGGGUGGGGUCCAGUUAGCCAGCCAGCCUUCUGCCACAAAUUGACCACUCCGAUGGUGAAUAAAGAGGGAACUGCGAAGGACAAACUAAUCCAUGCCAAGGGUUCCAUGAGGGAACUCUGCACAUGCUCCAUAUACUCUUUGUGCGAGUAAAACUAUGCUCGUUCCAGGGCUGAGCCCCAGCAUGCAACAGGUUACGAGGCUGAGCCCUGUCUCGGAUUUCCAGCUUGCACUCUUCAUAUGUUCAGAUGCAGUGUUUUAUGAGAAUACAUGACAAGAGCUGAGCCCUAGCAUUCCGAACAGGUUCUGGGUCUCAUUCUCAGGGCUGCGUUUUACUUUAUUUAAUUUUUUUGUAUCUCCACGGUUCUCAAGAGCGAUGCCUACGUCCACGGCUAUUCCAAUUUAUUCCCACAACAACCUUGCUGGGUAGGUCGGGCUAAGAAAUUGUGAGCGCGCCAAGGUCAGAGCUGAGCAGGUAUUGGAAGCCAUCCUUGCACCUCCAUCUGCCAGCCAUACCCGUUUCUCGCUUUUUGGCGCAGCCUUAUUUUGCACAUCUUCCCCAUGGCAGGAACACUCCCCCCACCCAAAAAAUUCUCUUGCGCCCCUCUGCUUCUGAAUCCAAGGGGCUGGGGCUCCGUCUGUUUCCACCUCAUUUCUGACUGACCAGCGCCCUCCUGCCCUGUCCAAGGUCGCUGGACAGCAUCAGCCGCGUCCUGGGUAACAGACUCCCCGUCCGUCCAUCUCUCUCGCCUCUCUCGCCUGGUACUCUGCCUGGAUGCAGCGCCCGCCCGUCGCUCGCGAUUGGACGGCGCCUGGGAGAUGCUGCAAAGAGGGAGGAGAGAGAAGCGAGCCAAGAAAUACGAUUGCAGAGGAGGAGAACCCGAGAGGAGGCAAGCACCCGGGUAGGGCAGGGAGCGAGCCCCUGGCACUGCGGCAGAGGUCGUGAAAAGGGCAGGCAGGGGCAGCGUGGCGGCGAGGGCACCGGGCCCAGGGCAAACCCCAGCAUGACAGGUGGGUGGCUGCUGGCCCUGCGCCCCUCGCUUCGCCUUUGCCCCACUUUGCCUGCGCCCAGCCCAAUUCUGCAUGCAGCCGCAGCCCCUCCGGAGAGGGAGCUGUGGGAAUUCGAAGAACGCGGGAGGGGGAAGAAGCAACACACGCGGGUUGUGCAUGUGUGAGUGCGCGCGACGCACACGCCAAAUGUCGAGGCGCCUGAGCCGCGUCUUCCUCGUGUAAGGUCGGAGGAAGGAUGGCAAUGUUCUUCGGGAAAGGCUGGGGUGGGGGAGCUGUUCCAGUGCCAUUUCUAAGAGGUGCCAGAAGGAAAAGCUUGGCAAGGAAGGUGGGAAAAGGGAACUGACGUGCCUGCGCAAAGCGCUCUCUCAAAACAUACCAUCCACCACCAACCUCCGAGCCUGGAAGAAAAGCGGGGGAAAUCAGCCGACUUCACUGAAAACUCAGUUUUCCCCCCAGAGGCAGGCACCACCAUCACACCCUGAUUACUGACCACAGGAGAGCAAAGCUUAAUUCCCCAGCCCUGGGACUUCUUUUUAGCUGCUAUCAAAGGCGUGGGAUUUAAAUAAAGGAGAAUGCAUGCCUCUGAGAAUGUACAGAGUGCCUGCCCAGGUUUAUCAUGCACACCAACAAUGAAGGACUCCCAAGGCUUUUAUGUCAGAGUAUCAGGCUUCUGGCUAUCCAAGCACCCCUGUUUUGAGAAGUUAGCAGGAUGGGAAAUGCACUGUUUAUUUGCACAGGGGAAGUUCUGCGACCAGCAGGCCCCAGAUCCUAAUCCUUGCCCUGGUCAGCUUCAGAAAGGAAGCUCUCCUGGCAGAAUACCUGUGUGGCUCCUGAGACAGACAGCACAGGGCACCUGCUGGUCAGGAAGGGGGCAAGAGAAAACCAGGGCGGAAAAACAAAACCGUAAACAGGACCCUCUGUCCUGAACAGCCCUUGAAACAUUUUUUAGCUCCAGAGAGGCCAGAUCAAUGUAUUCACAGCCAUUUAAGAGAACCAUUAGCUAGCCCAUAAUACACCUUAGCCUCCGAAGGCACAGCAUCCUUGGAGGAUCCUAUGCAUAUUUCAGUGGGGCUAACUUUGAAGUAAGUGUGGAUAGGAUUCAGAGAUAGCAUUGGUCAACUGUUUGUAGACUGGUAAAAAUAAGUAUUCUUCCCUCCCCACUCUCCCAGUAGAUAAGUGAACUGGGGAUUUUAAUACACAUAAUUGACCACGAUUACAGAAUUUUGGGAUGGUAGUUAUUCCAGAUUAAUUAUUACAAGAGUCUUGGCUAUGGCACCAGGGUGGCAAAAGCGUGAUUUCAAAUAGUGGUGUUAUCCCUUGUGUUUUCAAUGCAUACUUGAAACCUGCCUAUUUCAACUAUGGGGCAUAGUGGUGGUAUUUAUUCCACGUUAACUGACACCAGUUGCUUUUGGUGUGUGGUUUACGCCCUUGCCCCAAGAAAAUCCUAAUCCCUUUCCAAAUAUGCAAACGAUAUAAUCUGAUGCCCACGUACCUGGGGGACAGGUGUGGCAGAGACAAACCAAUUUACUAAAAGCAGCUGGAAGUAUCACUAAUUUGCCACUAGUGGGCAGUGUCUGCAAGAAACUGGACCUUACUGAUCGCUCCUUUGCUCCACAAAAUUCAUGAGCUCCUCAAACAUCUAUUUCAAUGCUUUUAUCUCAGUCCUCCAUAUGUAGAAGUAGGCAGGGCUUCAGCCCAGGGGUUAUAUCAUAUAUAAAAUUAUAAUUAAAUGCAUUUGGCUUUUUCAUUAUCUGUGGCUUCCUUUAGUGGGUGGGAUGUUUUAAUCCUCCUUUGAAAAAAUAUGAACGCUUCUUAGAUUUUUCUGUGCUUCGUUUUACAUAGGUUUUAAGUGCAUCUUAUUUACUUGUUUAUUAUUGUAAGUCGCUUUGGGCUGCAUUUGCAAGAAAAUCAACUAAAAAAUGUAACAAAUAAUAAUCAAUACACUAUGCACUGCCUGCAACCUUCCUGGAUGUCAUGAUUUUGUUCUUUUCACAAUGUCUGUGACACUGCCAUCACCCAAAUUUAUUCAUUUAUUUCAUAAAAAUUAUGCAUCCCUUGAAAAAAUUUAUGCACUUCUUGAAUGCCGACUUCAUGUGGAUAGAGGCUCAGAUUUGACUAGGACAGGAUCACUGUUUCAGCAGUUUAUUUGUACAGUAUAUAUUUUGGUAAUGUUUUAUAUAUAUAUAUAUAUAUAUAUAUAUAUAAUUUUUUUCUCAAUAAUUUAUUUAAUUUAUUAUCUACUUAUUUAACAAAUAUACAGAUUCAUUACAAAUGUAACAUAGCUACAUAUAAAAUCUCAUUGCAAUAUAAAAUUAUGUUUUCCAUAUUGGUAAUUUAAUAAUAACACCAUAAGCUCAUGACUGAUAAUCACAUUCGCAUAAAAUUAGGCUAGUCAUUGAGAAGUAAUUCUAAUAUGAUAUUAUUAUUAUUAUUAUUAUUAUUUAUUAAAUCUGUUCUCUUGCCCAGGGCAACCCAAAGUGAUUUCCAACCAAACAAGUAAGCAGACAAUAAACCCCACAUAGAUACAUUCAAACCAGAGAUAUACUUUAAAAAAAUAUCCCACCUGUUCCUAAAAGGCAAUAGAUUGUUUAAUUAGCAAAAGGCCUGGGAGAAGAGGAAUAUGUUUGCCUGGUGCCUAAAGAUAUGUAGUGAAGACGCCAGGUGAGCCUCCCUGGGGAAAGCAUUUGACAAAUGAGGAGCCACAUCAGAGAAGGCUCCGUUCUUGUGUGGCCACCCUCUGGACCUCUUGAGGAGGAGACACAGAAAUAAGGGCCUCAUAUGGUGACCACAGGGUCUGGGUUGGUUCAUAUGGGCAGAGACGUCCUUGAAAUAUUGUGGUCCUGAGCCAUUUAAGGUUUUAUAGGUCAGAAACAGUACAGCACUACCGGUUCUCAAACUUAAUCCAUUCUAGAAGUCCGUUCCAAAACCAAGGUGUGCUUUCCCAUGGAAAGUAAUGCAAAAUGAUCAGUUCCAGACUUUUAAAAGCAACCCCUAAAACAGCAAUUUAACAUGAAUUUUACUAUCUAACAAGACCAUUGAUCCAUAAAAUGAAAGCAAUAAACACUGUACUGCAGUCACACAAUCAAUCAAUCAAUCAAUCAUUAGCUGAACUGGGUCCCACACAGUCACAAAAAAGCCGCAAAAUAAAUAGCAAAAACAGACAGACCUCAUCGUAACACUCAAAUCGGAAGUGUAACACCCAAAACAGAGCAUGUUUGGCUUCCGAAAAAUGUUCACAAACCGGAACACUUACUUCCGGGUUUGCAGUGUUUGGGUUCCAAGUUGUUUGAGUGCCAAGGCGUUUGAGAACCAAGGGACCACUGUAUGUUGAUUUGGGACAGGAAACUAACUGGCAGCCAGGAUCAGAGUAAUAUGCUCAAAACGUCUUGCUGUGAAUUCUGCACCAACCAAAGUUUCCAAACCGUCUUCAGAGGCAGAAAGAGGAAUGAAAAACAUACCACAAUUGUGUGUUCCUCUUUCGCUUCACUUUAUAUUCUCUAAAGAGCUCCCAUUCUUGUCCUAAUCUAUUAGUUUGAUACUCCCCUCAUUUCACUGACACAGCACAACUUAUUCUGUUCAAUGGUCUCAUAAACCAUUUCCUAAAUUGAUGAGUUUCCUUUUGCUUCUGAUAAUUCACAUAUAUAAUGCAUGCUGCUGUGGUCACAUUAUCCAAUAAUUUCUAUUUUGGGGGAUUGAAUCUUUGAAAUAUAUUUGUAAAUGUGCAUUUUUUUAAAAGUCAAGGGGUAUUUCAAAUAGAUUGAUAUUGAUAUAAGCUGCACAGCGAUAUUAAAAGGCCAUAAAACUGUUGGCUCCAUCAUCUAAGCCUCAUGACCUGUUGUAAUUUACUUGGCAAACAGCAUCUCCUCUUACAGGCUCUUGACAGGCCCUGCCUUUCAUACAGAAGAACAUGCAAGUAGAUGAACCUACUUAAAAACAACAACCAGCAGCAGCUCAUAUGCUCACAAAUUCCGCCUUUCACUCAUUUUGGCACGUUUUAUAUAAAACAUACCUCUCCAAUUGGCACAGGUUAAUGUGCCUAUAAUGGGACGCAGGUGGCGCUGUGGGUUAAACCACAGAGCCUAGGACUUGCCGAUCGGAAGGUCGGCGGUUCGAAUCCCCGCGACGGGGUGAGCUCCCGUUGCUCGGUCCCAGAGUCGGCCACGACUGGACCUAACGAUCAGGGGUCCCUUUACCUUUAUCCAGCUUUCAGAUUGGGAAGGGUUAUGGAAAUCUGAUUUGAAAUUCUGGGUGCGUUGUACGCUGAAAGGAAGCUAUAUGAAUAUGAUGUGCUGGUAGUAUUUGAUUCCUAGUAAGAUAGGAUGUGGGUGGCGCUGCGGACUAAACCACUGAGCCUAGGGCUUGCUGAUUGGAAGGUUGGCGGUUUGAAUCCCUGCGACUGGGUGAGCUCCUGUUGCUCAGUCCCAGCUCCUGCCAACCUAGCAGUUCAAAAGCACACCAUUGCAAGUAGAUAAAUAGGUACCGCUCCAGCGGGAAGGUAAACGGCGUUUCCCUGCGCUGCUCUGGUUCGCCAGAAGCUGCUUAGUCAUGCUGGCCACAUGACCUGGAAGCUGUAUGCCGGCUCCCUCGGCCAAUAAAGCGAGAUGAGCAUGCAACUCCAGAGUCGGUCACGACUGGACCUGAUGGUCAGGGGUCCCUUUACCUUUACUAAUGUGCCUAUGUGGAUGCACGCAAAAAUAAUUAGCAGAGCUCUGUUUCUACCUUAACAUUGCAUCCCGCCCCCCCUUGACAUUGCCUGUGCAUUUUUCAAGUGCCCCUCUCCAGCCCUGAGGUCUAGAAACCUGUUUACAGUGGUACCUUGGUUCUCAAACACCUUGGUUCUCAAACGCCUUGGUACUCAAAGAACUUGGAACCCUAACACUGCAAACCCGGAAGUAAGUGUUCUGGUUUGCGAACCUUUUUCAGAAGCAAAAUGUGCUCCGCUUUGAGUGUUAGGCUUCUGAUUUGAGUGUUACAAUGAGGUCUGUCUGUUUUUGCUAUUUAUUUUGUGUUUGUGUUUUUGCGGCUCUUUUUCUUUUGUGACUGUGAGGAACCCAGUUCAGCUACUGACUGAUUGAUUGAUUGAUUGUGUGACUGCAGUACAUUGUUUACUGCUUUCAUUUUACGGAUCAAUGGUCUCGUUAGAUAGUAAAAUUCAUGUUAACUUGCUGCUUUAGGGGUUGUUUUUAAAAGUCUGGAACGGAUUAAUCCAUUUUGCAUUACUUCCUAUGGGAAAGCAUGCCUUGGUUUUGGAACGCUUUGGUUUUGGAAUGGACUUCGGGAACGGACUAAGUUUGAGAACCAAGGUACCGCUGUAUAUUAAAAGCAACACACCCAAGGCAAGGUAUUCGGUAUUGGAGGGCGAGUGUGGUGCAGUGUUGCAGAAUGCUGAGAUUGGAUGUCAGAAAUCUGAAAUAAAAUCUCUUGCCAUGAUUGAAACACGCCCAACAACUGUGAGUGAAAAGCUUGGGUUUCCUAGCCAAACCCACCUUAUUGUUUUGUUUUGACAAAUGACAUGUAGCGCCUGUUGUCUUAGGAAAUGGCUCGCCUCAUCUUUCUGACUUGACCCCUUCUGUUCUCCAGAUGAUAACUUGUCAGGCAUCAGCGGGAUGGAGGUGGACGACCGCAUCUCCUACCUGGAGCAGCGGUUGCAGUUGCAGGAAGAUGAGAUCCAGGUGCUGAAGGCCGCUCUGGCUGAUGUCCUGCGGCGUCUCAGCACCUGCGAGGAGAAUGGGCUCAGCCUGCAGAAAAAGGGACCCAGCAAAGGUAUCGGGGUGUUGGUGGGGAGGUGCUGGGUGUGGGUGUCUGUCCGUCCGUCCGUCCGUCUGUCCUGCAGCUCCCUUGUCCGCUAUGGCCAGCUAUGCCCUUUAGCCAGAGUUGUCUGGGUCCUUGACAUCAUCAUCAUCAUCAUCAUAACAAUAAUAAUAAUUUAUUAUUUAUACCCCGCCCAUCUGGCUGGGUUUCCCCAGCCACUCUGGGCGGCUUCCAACCGAAUAUUAAAAACAAUACAGCACCAGACAUUAAAAACUUCGCUAAACAGGGCCGCCUUCAAUUGUCUUUUAAUAGUAAAAUAGUUGUUUAUUGCCUUGACAUCUGAUGGGAGGGCGUUCUACAGGGUGGGCGCCACCACCGAGAAGGCCCUCUGCCUGGUUCCCUGUAACCUCAUUUCUCGCAGCGAGGGAACCGCCAGAAGGCCCUUGGAGCUGGAUCUCAGUGUCCGGGCAGAACGAUGGGGGUGGACACGCUCCUUCAGGUAUACAGGACCGAGGCCGUUUAGAGCUUUAAAGGUCAGCACCAACACUUUGAAUUGCGCUCGGAAACGUACUGGGAGCCAAUGCAGAUCUCUCAGGACCGGUGUUAUGUGGUCUCAGGGGCCGCUCCCAGUCACCAGUCUAGCUGCCGCAUUCUGGAUUAGUUGUAGUUUCCGGGUCACCUUCAAAGGUAGCCCCACGUAGAGCGCAUUGCAGUAGUCCAAGCGGGAGAUAACUAGAGCAUGCGCCACUUUGGUGAGACAGUCUGCGGGCAGGGAAGGUCUCAUCCUGCAUACCAGAUGGAGCUGGUAGACAGCCGCCCUGGACACAGAAUUGACCUGCGCCUCCAUGGACAGCUGUGAGUCCAAAAUGACUCCCAGGCUGCGCACCUGGUCCUUCAGGGGCACAGUUACCACAUUCAGGAUCAGGGAGUCCUCCACACCCGCCCGCCCUCUGUCCCUCAAGAACAGUACUUGCCUUGUCAGGAUUCAACCUCAAUCCAUUAGCUGCCAUCCAUCCUCCAACCACCUCCAGGCACUCACAUAGGACCUUCACCACCUUCACUGGUUCUGAUUUAAAAGAGAGGUAGAGCACUUAACCAAACUGGGACAUAAUAUUAAUUCUUUUUUAAAAAAACCCCUCUUCUUGUUGCUUAUUAAAACUGAACGUGCUGUUUUUCAGCCCAAAUAGGCCUAGAAAUCAGCAAGCAACAGUGCAGUAGUACCUUGGUUGUCAAACUUAAUCUGUUCUGGAAGUCUGUUCAACUCCCGAAACUGUUUGAAAACCAAGGCGCGGCUUCCGAUUGGCUGCAGGCGCUUCCUGCACUCAAGCAAAAGCUGCGCCGGACGUUUGUGCCGAAAAACGUUCCGAAAAACGUUACUUCCGGGUUUGCGGCAUUUGGGAGCUGAUUUGUUCAGGAGCCAAGGCGUUUGACAACCAAGGUACCACUGUACUGCAAUAGAAUACUGUAAUUCAUUUUAGGGGGAGGAGCAGUAAACCAAAUACUGCCCCCUCCAAUAAACUAAAUAAAAAGUAAUUUAAUUUACUGUUUAUGGUUUAUUUUUAUUUUUGUAAAUACAUAAGAGACUGAAGGCAGCUAACAUGGGAGAUAAAUCUAUCGAAUAUGGCGAAUGAAGAAUCCCAUUGUGAAGGCCUGUCAAAACAAGACCGUCUCCCACUGACAGGAAAGGAGCUGGGUGGGUCCCCUGGGGAAGCGAGUUCGAGAGUCUGGCUGCCACAACUACAAAGGCCUUGCCCCCCCUCCCCCAACCUUCCUUCAGACAACAGCAGCGUCUGUUGCUACGCUCUGGUUCACCUAAAUUUAGGCGGUGUCAGGUUCGCUAUUAUACGCAUCCAUCAUUUAUUGUGGGCAGUAUAUAUUUCGGAAUCUCUGUCCAUAGCAAGUUGGAUAUUUACUACAAGCAAGGUUUUCCUCCCUUCAUUUCUGUGAGCAAACUUUGGUUAUUGGCUGCAAAAAGAAGUUAAUUUGCUGAUACGAACACUUUUGUGUCUGACAAUAAGUGGGUGCAAUGACCAUUAAGAAUUAACGCUCUGUAUAAUUCAACACAAGGGACAAGGGUGGCGCUGUGGGUUAAACCACAGAGCCUAGGACUUGCCGAUCAGAAGGUCGGCGGUUCGAAUCCCCGUGACGGGGUGAGCUCUCAUUGCUCGGUCCCAGCUCCUGCCAACCUAGCAGUUUGAAAGCACAUUGCAGGGGGUUGGACUAGAUGAUGAUGAUAAUUAUUAUUAUUAUUAUUAUUAUUAUUAUUAUUAUUUUCUAUCCCACCCUCCCCAGCCGAAGCCGGGCUCAGAGCGGCUAACAACAAUAAACAUAACACAGCAUUCUAAAAUCAAUUCAUUCUAAAAUCAAUUCAAAAUCAAAUUAAUGGCAACCAUUGGGCUAGAGUUCUGUGAGGAUUACCAAAGGAAGGGGUCAGAUUGUGCCUUGGCCAAAGGCCUGGCAGAACAGCUCCGUCUUGCAGUCCCUGUGGAAAGAUGUCAAGUCCCACGGGGCCCUGUUCUCUUGUGAGAGAGCGUUCCACCAGGCCGGGGCCACGGCCGAAAAGGCCCUGGCUCUGGUCGAGGCCAGUCUAAUCUCCCUGGGGCCUGGGAUUCUCAGGGUGUUAUUAUUCGCGGUCCCGUAGGUACGAGAGGCGGUCCCAUAGGUACGUGGGUCCUAGGCCGUAUAGGGCUUUAAAGGUCAAAACCAGCACCUUAAACCUGAUCCUGUGCUCCACCGGGAGCCAGUGCAGCUGGUAUAGCACUGGGUGAAUGUGAUCCCGCAGCAAGGACCCCGUAAGGAGUCUCGCCGCGGCAUUCUGCACCCGCUGGAGUUUCUGGCUCAUGACUCUCUGGGUCCCUCCCAGCCCUACAAUUCUGUGAUUCUGCGAUUGUGGUCCCGUCUGGAAUUAACACAUUGUCUCCCUUGCAGUUUACCAGCUGCUGAGGGGUCUGCCUUCCAGGCCUGGCUUGAGCAAUGGGAUCAUCCCCCAGAGGAGGGGCUACUCGACCUCCCCUUCGUCCCCCAAGAGAGAGCUGCUUCCUGGGAAAAGGUGAGGGGUCCCAAGAGCGCCUUGAACAAGGGCCUCAUAUUCCUCUCUCCUCCUCCUCCUGCUGCUGCUAAAUCUCUUCUUAUCACAAUUAUUUAACUGGGGGAGGCUGCAGGAUUACUCUGAUACGUUUUGUAUUGGCUGGCUGUGUUUUAAAUGCAUUUUUUUAGCAUGGUUCGUGACUAGAAGCCAACCUUGAGGGCCAGUUUGUGCGAAAAAAUGUAGGUGACGAACAGAAGAGAGGUGGAAAGGAAAUGUACACAAAUCCAGUUUUUAGGAGCACUUUAAUUUUAAAUAGUUCUACAAAUAUUUACCUGGAGUAAGGGAAAAUCCCUCAUUUUUUUUCCAAUUUGAAGAGAUAUUCAACAACCAGGGGAGAUUAGAAGAGGUUUGAAUGAGGCGCUUCAAAGCCACAGAAGGAGGAUAAAUUUUUCCACUGGGCAGGUUGGCUUCUUGUCAAAACUGGCUGUAACUUUCCUCGUUUCCCUUUCUCUCUCUGCAGAGAGGGAAGGCUUAGAUGCUUUUGUUUUCAUUUGGCACGAAUGAGAAUUUAGUUUCCUCUCCCCCUCUUUUGAAAGGCCUGAUUGUGAUGGGCAGGGGUUGCUUUCAGAAUAUCUGCUGAGCUGAAAGAUGAUUAAGGUUGAAUGGAGACUGGCAGGUGUAUAUAGAACAGCGCAAGAACAAAAAUUAAAAUGCUAUCUUUAAGAAUCUGCUUGAAUGACUACCCUGUGGGGGGCCGCCAUGUAUUGGACCCAAGAUCCAUCGCCUUCUUGUUCCCAGUAGCUGUUAGUCAGCUGCUUAAAGGCAGGCUUCCAGUUUCUCUGAAUACAGAGAGUCCAAAGAUGUGUCCAAUAUGCCUUUGCUGGCAAAUUCACUGCCAGUGAGCCACUGUCGUUCUGCAUCCAUCUUGUCUUUGAAUAGGGGUUACAAGGGCACAGCAGCCCAGGUCUUGCAAGGAGAGUUUCUUUGGCGCAGGGCCUCAAGGCUUUCGAAAAGCCAUCUUGCAGAGAAGCUGAAAUAUACUUGGAGUCGAGAGUGGAUUUCAUGCUCUUUAUUCAGCUCAUAGUGGUGAGGAGGAAUGGAAGUUCCCCCAGAAUGUCUGCUUUGUAUACAUUAUUUACACAAUGGGCCCCACGUGAUUGGCUAAUUCCAGGACUCUCCUGUAGGCCAAUCAGGUUGUGGAUUCACUUCCACCUGGAGCUGGAUUGGGUGGCUCCUGUGGACCAAUCAGACUGCUGCAUUCUAGAUCCUAUUGUUCUAGGACCAAUCAGACUGCUGCAUUCUGAAUCCUAGUGUUCUAGGACCAAUCAGACUGCUGCAUUCUGGAUCCUAUUGUUCUAGGACCAAUCAGACUCCUGCAUUCUGGAUCCUAUUGUUCUAGGACCAAUCAGACUGCUGCAUUCUGGAUCCUAUUGUUCUAGGACUAAUCAAACUGCUGCAUUCUGGAUCCUAUUGUUCUAGGACCAAUCAGACUCCUGCAUUCUGGAUCCUAUUGUUCUAGGACCAAUCAGACUGCUGCAUUUUGGAUCCUAUUCAACUCAGUACACAACAGAAGCGGUCUUGCAAAGUGCUUAGCUUUCCACGCAGCCGGCUCUCGCUCCUCGCUCGCUCCUGCUAGGCGCACAUCACGCUGCUUUCCUCCUCUGCAUCCCUCUUUCUCUUCGGCCGGCUCACCCUCCCACCUGCCUGCCCCUUGCCCUUGUCUGGCUAUAUUGCUAAGGCUCUGUCUCCCACAGCGGGCGAAGCUGGGCUUCUCCAGAGCGCCCAGCCUCACUCAAGCGAGAGGGCAUCAAGGACCAGAGAAGCCGCACCACUUCCUCCAGCAGCUCCUGCAGCGGGAAGCGCGACGGGUACGUGUGAAAGCCAGACCCGCAAAUCCAUCCAUGGAGGCUGCAUGAUCUUUAUGGCAAUUUACACCCACAUAACAUAAUGCUAUGGGGCGCGGGUGGCGCUGUGGGUUAAACCACAGAGCCUAGGACUUGCCGAUCAGAAGGGGUGAGCUUCCAUUGCUCGGUCCCUGCUCCUGCCAACCUAGCUGUUCGAAAGCACACCAGUGCAAGUAGAUAAAUAGGUACCACUCCGGUGGGAAGGUAAAUGGCAUUUCCAUGCGCUGCUCUGGUUCGCCAGAAGCAGCUUAGUCAUGCUGGCCACAUGACCCGGAAGCUGUAUGCCGGCUCCCCUGACAGUAAAGCGAGAUGAGCGCCGCAACCCCAGAGUCAGCCACGACUAGACCUAAUGGUCAGGGGUCUCUUUACCUAACAUAAUGCUAUGGGACGUGGGUGGCGCUGUGGGUUAAACCACAGAGCCUAGGACUUGCCGAUCAGAAGGUUGGCGGUUCGAAUCCCUGCGACGGGGUGAGCUCCCGUUGCUCGGUCCCUGCUCCUGCCAACCUAGCAGUUUGAAAGCACGUCAAAGUGCAAGUAGGUAAAUAGGUACCGCUCCGGCGGGAAGGUAAACGGUGUUUCCGUGCGCUGCUGUGGUUCGCCAGAAGCGGCUUAGUCAUGCUGGCCACAUGACCCGGAAGCUGUACGCCGGCUCCCUCGGCCAGUAAAGCGAGAUGAGCGCCGCAACCCCAGACUCAGCCACGACUGGAUCUAAUGGUCAGGGGUCCCUUUACCUUUAACAUAAUGCUAUUCUAGGCAGGGAAAUAAGCUCCUCUCUCGCAGCUCUGCUUCAGCAAAGCUCAUUUGACUUGCGCUAGCCCAAGCAGCGGAGUUUAUUCGCUAGGGACGCGCCUUCGCUUUUAGCAGCUCAGGUUCUGCAAGACCCGUUGAAUCGGCUUCGCGGAGCAGCUGAGGUCUUGCAAAGUGCGCUUUGCUUCGCCUACCUAAACCACCCUCGGGAGCGUAAACCGGAAGCAAAACGCGCCAGCAGAAAGGCGGAGAGUUACGAGAUCGGAUUUCAAAGCCCGAGCAGGGAGGAAGCGAUGCCUCCCUCCCCAAAACCGGAUAUCUCCUUCUUGAGCCGCGCAGCAACUUUUCCCCGUCCCUGCCAUACCGGGUGGGGAGUUUCCUCCCUUCCCUGUCACUCUUAAAGCCACAGGUGCCCUACCAGCGCGUCUACACGCGCACAGCAGGAUUCACACGUGCACGGCCAUCACGCAUCUUAAGCCAUCCCUCGGAGAGGAACGGCCCUCGGCCGGGGCGAAACGGCGGCUGCUUCUCGCUUGCGCUCCGUGGGAAAAACGUCCGGUUUUUUCCCAGGCGUCUGAAACAGCGCGGCCCUUCUCCCCGCCGCCUCCUCCAGCGCCGGUCACCAGCACGUAGAGGGUUAAAGAAAGGCCCCGGCCCGGGGGAGGGAAAGUGAAAGCCAGGAAGGAGGGGAAAGUUGGAAAGUUUCCCGCCCGGGCCCCAUUGCUCCGCCGCAUCCCCCGGGACGCGCCUUGCAGUUAGUUGCCUUGCAGUUCCAGCUCCCGGCGGGCGGGGCAAAAAGCAGCCCGGUCAGGAAUCCUCCCCAUCGCUGCUCGGAAGAAGCCUCCCUCUCCGCCUCGGGAAUAUCAAAUAUAAAGAGCAGGAGCCCUUUUCCCCAGCCUAAGAGCAAAGCCAGGGGCAUCCACCAUGAAGAAGGCGGCAGGCAGCCUCAGCCCCAGGUAAGGCGGCGUUUGUGUUGAUGGAGGGGCCGCUUUGGGCCUUAUUUCUUCUCCAGCCCCUAUUUUCAACGCCAGGUGGAUCAUACAGAAGAAGAGUGCCUCUGAGCACGUGCAGAGUGCAUUAAGCGCUGACUGCCCAAUUGCAUCUUACUCUUCAGCCCUUUUCGUUUUAAACGGGCGUGGGGGGAGCAAUGCGUUUGGAUGAUCAGCUUUGCCAUCUUCUUUCCGGGUGGGGCACCUCGGAUACGGUUGCUAAGUUUGGAUAUGAGUUUCUCUAUGUUAAAGUGGGGAGGGGGAGCAGGGAAGGAAGUUACCCAGGGUGCAGAUAUUCCUUAAGACAGGUGACUUGCUUUGCUGGGCCAUAUAUGCAAAGAAUCAAGAAACAGCAGAAUUGUGGAGUUGAAGGGACCCUCAAGGGUCAUCCAGCCCAACCCCCUGCAAUGCAGGGAUCAGAGGAUGGGGAGCUAGUUGCAUGCCAUUUCUGGGAGAUGAGGCCAGCCUUGCAGGAACUUAGGGUUCCAGAAACGAAUCGGGUAUAGGGUGGGGGACUCUUAUUGGUGCAGGACUUAACAAUCCCACAAAAGGGGACAACAGUGGUAAUAUUGCACUGCCGUAAGCUGGGGGGGGGCUGUUGGCAUCCCAACUGGUCCUGCUGUGGGGUGGCGGCUUUGGGUGCCACUGAGUGGCAGGCGACCAGCUGGUUUAAAAAGUACUAUAUGAAGAAUACCUUUUGGGUUUUCUUGCCCCCCUUCCGCCCCCGCCAUAGCAAAAUGGUUUGGCCCAGUCCUGGAGGGUGCAGCCUGCAAGCAGCAGAGCAAGGGUAGGCAAACUAAGGCCCGGGGGCCGGAUCCGGCCCAAUUGCCUUCUAAAUCCGGCCCGGAAUCAGUGUGUUUUUACAUGAGUAGAAUGUGUGCUUUUGUUUAAAAUGCAUCUCUGGGUUAUUUGUGGGGCAUAGGAAUUUGUUCAUUUCCCCCCCUCCAAAAUAUAAUCCGGCCCCCAUAAGGCCUGAGGGACAGUGGACCGGCCCCCUGCUGAAAAAGUUUGCUGACCCCGGAAGCAGAGGGUGGGAUGCUCCAAGCCAAUUGGAUGUUGUUGUUGUUGAGUCGUUUAGUCGUGUCCACCUCUUCGUGACCCCCUGGACCAGAGCACGCCAGGCACUCCUGUCUUCCACUGCCUCCUGCAGUUUGGUCAAACUCAUGCUGGUAGCUUUGAGAACACUGUCCCACCAUCUCGUCCUCUGUAGUCCCCUUCUCCUUGCGCCCUCCAUCUUUCCCAACAUCAGGGUCUUUUCCAGGGAGUCUUCUCUUCUCAUGAGGUGGCCAAAGUCUUGGAGCCUCAGCUUCAGGAUCUGUCCUUCCAGUGAGCACUCAGGGCUGAUUUCCUUCAGAAUGGAGAGGUUUGAUCUUCUUGCAGUCCAUGGGACUCUCAAGAGUCUCCUCCAGCGCCAGAAUUCAAAAAUAUGAAUAAUUGUUGUGUUUAAACGGUUGAAAAUAAAUAUUAUUUCAAAAGCAUCCAUUCUUCGGCGAUCAGCCUUCUUUAUGGUCCAGCUCUCACUUCCAUACAUCACUACUGGGAAAACCAUAGCUUGAACGAUACGGGCCUUUGUUGGCAAGGUGAUGUCUCUGCUUUUUAGGAUGAUACAGGGCUAUUAUUUCACCUGCAGCCCCAUUUUACUGCCUUGAACUUGCCUAAGGCCACCUGUUCGGUUUCCUGGCGUUGUGCCCAAGGGGAGGGGGGGCUCAAUCUGAGGCCUCUCCUGCCCCCAAUCCUCCUUGCUCCACUGCCUCAGGAAACUAGAGCCCAAGGGAGGCGCCCUGGGCGGUCCUAUAGCCUGUUCCUUGGUGCGGACAAGGGGGUCUUGCAGUGGUGCCCUGGAGGGUGGGAGUGGGAGAGGAGGCCAUUGCCUUGGCUGAUGCAAGAUCCUAGCAGGAUCCCCCCGAGAGAGAGAGAGAGAGAGAGAGAGAGAACAAACAGGGAGGAGGCGGUGGCAGCAGAAUCCCCUGGGCAGGGCAUGGAAAAGGGUGGGGAACGCCCUGCCAACUGUUACUCUAGAUAGAGGGAGAUAAAAGAGCCUCCGAAGACUGGCAGGGAGGUUGACCCGCCCUUCUCCAAAAGAGAGAGAGAGAAAGGGAGUUAGUUAAUCCCUUGGUUGCUGAGUGGUGGGGGAGAGGCUGGUGGUUUAAACGUUUCUCGGAACAAAAUCAAGUGGGGAUAAAUUGCGUUCCGGGGUCCCCAGGGCAGCCUCUUCUGCAGAGAUGCUGAGAACGCACCUGGCACUCAUUGGUUGGAAAGCUUAAUUUUUCAAGCAAGUUUAAUUGAUGCUAAUCAACUGGCUAGAGGGAUGCGGGUGGCGCUGUGAUCUAAACCACUGAGCCUAGGACUUGCCGAUCAGAAGGUCAGCAGUUCGAAUCCCCGCGACGGGGUGAGCUCCCGUUUCUCUGUCCCUGCUCCUGCCAAUCUAGCAGUUCGAAAGCACUUCAAAGUGCAAGUAGAAAAAUAGGUACCGCUCCGGCGGGAAGGUAAAUGGCGUUUCCGUGCGCUGCUCUGGUUCGCCAGAAGCGGCUUAUUCAUGCUGGCCACAUGACCCGGAAGCUGUACGCCAGCUCCCUCGGCCAAUAGAUCGAGAUGAGUGCUGCAACCCCAGAGUCGGCCACGACUGGACCUAAUGGUCAGGGGUCCCUUUACCUUUUUAAAUGUCCAGAGCUAUUAAGAGAAUACGGUUCGGCCUAUAAAACUUUGCCACCUGCAGUUUUGGAGUCUGGGUGCUUGCUUGACGGGUAACGCACUUUUGCAAACUCUCCCGCUCCCUAUGCAUUCACAAGCCCGACUUGCAGCCCUACUGCAGAGGCCCGCUCUUCUUCUCUGAUGCACUGGCAAGGCUUGGCAUGGCUUGUCCUGCUGAAGCAAACGUCUCUAAUGGGCUGCAAGCUGGCUUCCCCUCCGGUGGUGCCUCUCCUGCUAUAGACUGAUCUGCUUUGACGUCACGGAAUGAGCAACAACAUUCUGCCUGCCGGGGUGCGAGGAUUUGUUUGACGUGGGUGCAGCCGCCGUGAGGGGAGUACAAGCUCGGCAGAGGGGAGGUGGAAGAGCGAACCACACGCAGAAUCCAAGGAUAGCGGCGGGUGCAUUUUGGCAGAAAGGCGGGAAGAGAUGCGAGGGUCAGCUUGCUGCCGAUGGGAGGCUGAGAUGAGAGAGGGAGAAUAACUCUGUAGUCGGAUUGUUGCAGCAGAGACGCGCCUUCCUUUCCUCCCCCACCGCAGUCUUCCCCUUUCAUCCUAACUCUCUCCUCUCUUUCCUUCGCAGCAAACCUAAAGAAUCCACCUUCAGCGCCGGUGAGUAGAUGCUGCCACACUUUGCAGUUUGUGGUGGGGGGAAACACCCAGGAAUCCAGUCCGAGGCUGGGAGCUGGGCAUGGCCUUAGAGGCCUGGAGGUCAUGUGGAGUAGCCGAAUGGCGUGCACCUGCAUGCUCCAGGUUGUACAAAAGUCUUGAGAGACGGGGUGUGUGUGCCCUUUUAACACAGCAAGAGUUCUUAGAAUAGUGGGGGGAGUAGACCGGUCAAAGAGGGAAACUCGUCUGAUAAGCUUGCCUUCUGCAAAUUGUCCCUUCGUGGUCGCCAGGAGGGAGGGCCUUGCUCGCCCCAAGUGAUUGGCUUUCUCCGCCAAGCUUUUCAUCUCCGCCAAGCUAAGCAGUUGGCUCCUUACCUCUCUCGCCCUGACCUUGCCACUGUGAUCCACGCGACGGUCACCUCCAGACUGGAUUAUUGUAACUCGCUCUACGUGGGGCUGCCCUUGAGACUGACCCAGAAACUCCAGUGGGUGCAGAAUGCCGCGGCGAGACUCCUUAUGGGGUCCUCGCUGCGGGCUCACAUUCACCCAGUGCUAUACCAGCUGCACUGGCUCCCGGUGGAGUACAGGAUCAGGUUCAAGGUGCUGGUUUUAACCUUUAAAGCCCUAUACGGCCUAGGACCCAUGUACCUACAGGACCGCCUCUCCUGGUAUGUCCCACAGAGGACCUUACGGUCUUCAAACAAAAACAUCUUGGAGGUCCCGGGCCACAGGGCUGGCCUCAACCAGAGCCAGGGCUUUUUUGGCUGUGGCUCCAAUCUGGUGGAACGCUCUGUCACGAGAGACUAGGGCCCUGCGGGACUUGACAUCUUUCCACAGGGCCUGCAAGACAGAGCUGUUCCACCAGGCCUUUGGCCAGGGCACAGCCUGACCCCCUCCUUUGGCAAUCCUCACAGAACUCUAGCCCAAUGGUUGCCAUUAAUCUGAUUUGAAAUGAUUUUAGAAUGUUGUAUCAUUUUACUGUUGUUAGCCGCUCCGAGCCUGGCUUUGGCUGGGGAGGGCGGGAUUUAAAUAAAAUUUUAUUAUUUAUUAUUAUUAUUCUACAAGUUUUGCUUCUGGGCGGGUGAGGUGAGAGACGGAGGAGAGCGUCUGGUUUUCGGGGAAAUCAAGGCGCUCUCUUGUGUAGAGGCAGACCCGAUCCCUCUGGGCAGCUGGAGGAGGUCUUGCAAGCGCGGUUACGGGUGAUCGUGAUGCUUUCUCUCUCCCGGCGAUCCGUACGCAGAGGAUGGUUACGUGAAGAUGUUCCUGCGGGGGCGGCCCAUCCCCAUGUUUGUCCCCGAUGCCGUCGUCGCCACCUACAGCCUCGAUGCCAAGCUGGAGCUGCCCCAUAAGAAGCUGAAGCUGGACUGGGUGUAUCCUACUCAAAACAGUCUCCCUAGGGGGCGGGAGAGGAGUGGGGGUGCUUGAAGCGAGUUCUGGAUCCCAGAGCUGGUGGCCAGGACCGCAAAAGGAUGUCACAUAGAGGAGGGAGAAAGGUUGUUUUCUGCUGCUCCAGAGAAGCGGACACGGAGCAAUGGAUCCAAACUACAAGAUUCCACCUAAACAUUAGGAAGAACUUCCUGACAGUAAGAGCUGUUCGACAGUGGAAUUUGCUGCCAAGGAGUGUGGUGGAGUCUCCUUCUUUGGAGGUCUUUAAGCAGAGGCUUGACAACCAUAUGUCAGGAGUGCUCUGAUGGUGUUUCCUGCUUGGCAGGAGGUUGGACUCGAUGGCCCUUGUGGUCUCUUCCAACUCUAGGAUUCUAUGAUUCUAAGAUUCAAAGGUCAUUCUCUAUUCUUGUCCUUGACCCGCCGGCAUCCGCUCCAGCUAUGGGUAUCGGGGCCGCGACUGCCGCGCCAACCUUUUCCUGCUGCCCACGGGGGAGAUCGUGUAUUUCGUGGCUGCUGUGGCUGUCCUCUACAACGUGGAGGAGCAGCGCCAACGCCACUACCUGGGCCACAAUGAUGACAUCAAGUGGUGAGCGGGGGUGGGGGUGGUGAGGCGGUUCUUGCACUGUUUCUUUCCUCUCCAGCUGGAACGGCAGAGGAGCGGGGGGGGGGGGCGGGCAAGAUGCACUGGCUCCCGGCGGAGUACAGGGUCAGGUUCAAGGUGCUGGUUUUUACCUUUAAAGCCCUUCACGGCCUAGGACCCUCGUACCUACGGGACCGCCUCUCCCGGUUUGCCCCACGGAGGACCUUAAGGUCCAUAAAUAGCAAUGCCCUAGAGGUCCCGGGCCCUAAGGAAGUUAGAUUAGCUUCAACCAGAGCCAGGGCCUUUUCAGUGAUGGCUCCAGCCUGGUGGAACGCUCUGCCUCAUGAGACCAGGGCCCUGCAGGAUCUGAUUUCUUUCUGCAGGGCCUGUAAGACAGAGUUGUUCCACUUGGCAUUUGGCUUGGAGCCAAUUUGAUCCCCUCCCCCUCUUUCUUUUUUCUUUUUUCCUUUCUCAUCCUGUGAUGAGGCUGCAUUUUAAUGUUUCAAUGUUGUAUUUUAAUCUUGUUUUUAAGUUGUAUUCAUUCAACUUGUUUUUAUUAUUGCUUGUUAGCCGCCCUGAGCCCGACCUUGGCUGGGGAAGGCGGGGUACAAAUAAAAAUUAUUAUUAUUAUUAUUGCCAGUUUGCAGGCGGUGCCACUUGUAAAAAUAGGAGUCAUUGCAAGGAAUGGGUGGCAGUGGCAGAGAAUAUGCCCAUGCUGCCCGGGGGGGGGGCACGCUCCCAAGGGGGGGCAGGGCGUGGAGGGUGCCCUCCCAGGCGUGGGAUAGACACUCGGGUGCCUGGAGCAACACGCGCCCUGCAGCCGGGGGCAAGAGUGAGCCACCCACAGGUGCCCAUGGAGGACAUUCAUCGCACCUCCUGCCCAUGACUCCCAAGCCUCUCACAGGCUGCCAAAACGAAGGGGGAAAGAUUUCCGGCAAAGCGGCACAGCUCCCCCCCGCUUUAACCCGACGGCUUGGGAUAGGCUUGGGAGUUAUGGGCGGGCGGUGCGACGAAUGUCACCCCCUUCAAUGAGGGCACCCAGGGCAGUCCGACCCCACUGACCCCCUUCCUACGCUCCGGUGGGUGGGUGGGUGGCCUUUCGGAGCACCUGGUGCUCUCUCUGCGUACGAGUGUGUGACUUCUGUCCUUUCCUGUCUCACUCAGCCUGGCUGUGCAUCCUGACAUGGUCACCAUAGCAACUGGGCAGGUGGCCGGGACUUCGAAAGAUGGCAAGGUGAGGGGCAGCUGGCUAUAGAGGCGGAGGCGCCAGAGAUUGGGAGGUGGCGGGAAGAGAGAGGAGGAAAGGAGAAACAGGAACAGAUUGCAUACAUUUAAAGCCAACGGGAAAAAUCCCCCCCCUUCCGGAAUAAUGGGGCAGCUGAACAUUUGUGUACUUAGGAGCUGCCCUUUAUGUCUUUUUACUUUAGCACCCCUUCCCCGUCCCAGCCAAGGCAGGGAGAUCCUGGUCUGCUGCUGCUGCUUCUCCCCAGUAUCUUGCAGCCAGAAGUGUCUGCAAUGCCUAAAUGUGGUUGCACCAAUCUUCUGUUGCAGCUAAUAAGCGACUGCAGCCCUGCCUUCCUCUGUUCUGCUUUUAAAAACAAACCUUGUGGCCAGUGCCUUUUCCAGAACCCCCAGGUUCCACAAGUUCUGUGUUGUGUGAAGAGUUGCUUCCUUUUGUGUAUCCUGAACCGGUAUUCUUCCUUCCGGCAGCCUCUGCCUCCCCAUGUUCGGGUCUGGGACUCUGUGAGUCUGAAUACGCUCCACGUCCUGGGCCCCGGGCCCUUCGACCGAGCUGUGAGCUGCGUGGGAUUCUCAAAGUCUGUGAGUGAUGCUUCCCUUCCUCCCUUCUGCCAAAAAGGGGGUACCCAGAGCCCACUGUUCACCCCACAAGCUUGGGUUAGGUAGAUAACGAUGAUGAUGGUAAUAAUAAUAAUAAUAAUAAUAGAUAAGGGGAUGAGUUUAGAAAGAAAAACGCCACAUACAUCUGCAGUAGCGCAACAGGACGCCUUCCUCUGCCCCAGCUGCAACAAAACAUGUCUCUCCCGUAUCAGUCUCUACAGCCACAGCAGGCGCUGCAACUCUCCAGUAGUUUGACUCCAUCCCUGAAACCGCACACCUCUAUUGUCUCCUGAGACAGACAGAGGCCGACAAUGUAUUAAAUUUGUAUUCUGCCCUUCCUCCAGAGAUCACAGGGCAGUUCACAACAUAACAAGAUACAAAACAAGAACACAAAAUACAUAGGAAAAAGAAAAACAAACCAAUAACAUCCCCUCCCACAGACACAUUUAAAAGGCCGUAGAUUAAUCAGCCAAAGACCUGGGAGAAGAGGAACAGUUUUGCCUGGCGCCUAAAGAUAUGUAAAGGGACGUGGGUGGCGCUGUGGGUUAAACCACAGAGCCUAGGGCUUGCCGAUCAGAAGGCGGGCGGUUCGAAUCCCCGCGACAGGGUGAGCUCCCAUUGCUCGGUCCCUGCUCCUGCCAACCUAGCAGUUCGAAAGCACGCCAAGUGCAAGUAGAUAAAUAGGUACCGCUCCGGCGGGAAGGUAAACGGCGUUUCCGUGCGCUGCUCUGGUUCACCAGAAGCGGCUUAGUCCUGCUGGCCACAUGACCCGUGACCCGGAAGCUGUACUUUGGCUCCCUCGGCCAAUAAAGCGAGAUGAGCGCCGCAACCCCAGAGUCGGUCACGACUGGACCUAAUGGUCAGGGGUCCCUUUACCUUUAAAGAUAUGUAACAAAGGCUUCCCUGGGGAGAGCAGUUCCACAAACCGGGAGCCACAGCAGAAAAGGCCCCUGAUGUUGUCUCACCCCACAGAAAGCAAUUGGAACCUACUCAGACCAUUGGUGCAUCAGGCUCAUAAUUACCUACACUGACUGGCACCAGAUAGCCAGGAUUCGAGGCAGGAACUUCUCCCAACUAGGAUUGAAUCUGUUUGCAGAUGCUCUAGCCCUGAGCUGUGGCCGGCCCGUUGACUGCUAGUGAGGUUGUGAUCUGGGGUGUGUGUGUGUGUGGAAGGAAGAGGAGUUUGCAAAUUCAAGGAGCCCCAGCCUCCACCCACCUGCCUUCAUAUUCUGCCAAGGCACACCCUCCCCCUGCCCAGACCCAAAUUCUGUAGCCAGGGGGAUGUCAGUUCUGCUAUCAAGACCGCCUAAACCUUAGUUUUGCAGAGCAUAUUCAUUCUUUUUCAGAGAGCACUGGUUGGUCUGUUUUUUAAAGAGGGAGCUGGGAUGAGAUUUCUGAUUAGGUAUUUUUGCUAGAAAUGGCUUGCCAUGGUGAAUCCAGGGCAUUGGAUGGCAGUUGUGAGGGGUGCUGCCUCUAUCCCACUACACUGGCUCCCAGUACAUUUCCGAGCACAAUUCAAAGUGUUGGUGCUGACCUUGAAAGCCCUAAACGGCCUCGGUCCAGUAUACCUGAAGGAGCGUCUCCACCCCCAUCGUUCUGCCCCGACACUGAGGUCCAGCGCCGAGGGCCUUCUGGUGGUUCCCUCACUGUGAGAAGCAAAGCUACAAGGAACCAGGAAGAGGGCCUUCUCGGUAGUGGCUCCCGCCCUGUGGAACGCCCUCCCACCAGAUGUCAAAGAGAUAAAUAACUACCAGACUUUUAGAAGACAUCUGAAGGCAGCCCUGUUGAGGGAAGCUUUUAAUGUUUAAUAGGUUAUUGUAUUUUAGUGUUUUGUUGGAAGCCGCCAAGAGUGGCUGGGGGGACCCAGCCAGAUGGGCGGGGUAUAAAUAAUAAAUUAUUAUUAUUAUUAUCCAUGUCUCUUUUCUCUCACCAGAACGGCGGAGGACUCCUAUGUGCUGUUGAUGACUCCAAUGACCACGUACUCUCCGUGUGGGACUGGCAAAAGGAGCAGAAGCUGGCAGACGUGAAGGUAACUUUGCGUUCCGCCCUGUUCCUUGGCCAAAAUCCAGCCUUCCCUAACCUGUGGUUGGCAUUCCAGAACAUUCUGGACUCUUCUUCUCUGGUGAUCCCUUAUAGCCGAGUAAGAUUGUCUUCCCUAAACACAGUUUGAACAGUGAGUCCGUAAGUGACUGUGGAGGCCAAUUCUGGAUCCACACGUCCUUCCACAGUGGGGACAUAGGUUUCCGGGCGGGAGUUGAUCCCGGUUUGGAUUUGCCAAGCGUGCCUUCCUCUUAGCACGUUUCUCUCUUGCGUCCUGAGUUCGAGUGUCUUCAAAGCCCAUGACACCUUUGGUCAAGGCUGUUCUCCAACUGGAGCGCUCGCAGGCCAGUGUUUCCCAAUUGUUGUUUAUACUACAUUUUUUUAGAUUUCCCUUGAGACAGUCUUUAAACCUCUUUUGUUGACCACCAGCAUUACGCGUCCCGUUUUUAAGUUUGGAAUAGAGUAGUUGCUUUGGAAGACGAUCAUCAGGCAUCUGCACAACAUGACCGGUCCAACAAAGUUGAUGCUGAAGAAAUGUUGCUUUGACACUGGUGAUCUUUGCUUCUUCCAGUACACUGGCAUUAGUUCGCCUGUCUUCCCAAGUGAUGUGUAAAAAUUUUCAUAGACUCCGUUGAUGGAGUCUUUCGAGGAGUUGGAGAUGGCGUUUAUACAUUCUGGACUGGAAUCGUGAAGGACACCAGGUUGCGCCCAGGCUGCUGCAGCCUCUCACGGCCUUCCUCUGGCUCCUGCAUCCUGUUGCAUCACUGUAUUGACCCCUUUCUCCUUCCUGCUCCACAGUGCUCCAAUGAGUCUGUGCUGGCCGCAACUUUCCACCCUACGGAGCCGACACUUCUCAUUACCUGCGGGAAAUCUCACAUCCACUUCUGGACGCUGGAGGGAGGCAGCCUCAGCAAGAGGCAGGGCAUUUUCGAGGUGAGAGCAGGAUCGGAAGGGAGAGGGAGAAGCUGCAGAGGAUUGUGGGUAGGCCAGGAUUGGGGUGGUUGGCGGGCUCCCCCCCCCCCCCAUCUAGCUCCUGGUCGCAUCAACAGGCUUCCACAGAAGGGAUUCCUGGCGGAUUCUGCACAGAAAUCUUGCCCGGAUCCCUCUUCAGUUCGGUGGGUUACAAACUGUAUCCUGAGAAGUACAGGGACCGGUUCCCCUCUCUUCCACAAAGCACUUUGCAUGGCCAUGUGGGGGGCGGCAAGGGGGCUGUUCCCCUUGUUUUCUUGGUCAGCCUCCUUUCUCCAGACGGGGUAAAACCAGGGAGAUGCCUUGUGCGACUCCGCGAAACGAAACCUGUUAAAAUACAGGUUUUACAGAGCAUUCUAAAGAUUUGAAAAAUGCACGUCACACGUAUCGCUUCAGUAAUACAGUGGUUCCUUGGUUCUCAAACUUAAUCUGUUCCGGAAGUCCAUUCCAAAACCAAAGCAUUCCAAAACCAAGGUGCAUUUCCGCAUAGAAAGUAAUGCAAAACGGACUAAUCCGUUCUGGACUUUUAAAAACAACCCCUAAAACAGCAAUUUAACAUGGAUUUUACUAUCUAACGAGACCAUUGAUCCAUAAAAUGAAAGCAAUAGUCAAUGUACUGUACUAUAAAAUGAAUAAGACAGUAUUGUAGAUGAUAAAAAUUAAAAUUAUUUUUCCCCCUUACCUGCACUGAUGACAGUCAUUGUUUGGACGGGGGGCUUUUAUCCAUUUCUACAGUCACACAAUCAAUCAAUAGCUGAACUGGGUUCCACACAGUCACAAAAACCAAUUAACCAAAAAAGCCUCAAAAACAAAAACGCAAAAUAAAUAGCAAAAACAAAAGUGCCAAACUUAAUCCAUUGCGGAAGUCUGUUUGACUUCCAAAAUGUUCGAAAACCAAGGCGCAGCUUCUGAUUGGUGCAGGCGCCGUGGAAACAGUAGCUGACAGCCGCAUCGGAUGUUCGGCUUCCGAAAAGCGUUCGAAAACCGGAACACUUACUUCCAGGUUUUCGGCGUUUGAGAACCAAGGUACCACUGUAUUGCUUCCGUGAUAACUAACUGCGAGGCCAAGAGUGGGUCUUGUUGUCUGGGCAGCCCAGGACCUCCAUAUGCGCUGCUCAGGCUUGCGCCCCCGAAGGCAAUUUGGGCGCUGCUAACGCUGCGGUUUGAUUCGCCCCUGGAGGUGCACUCCAUUGCCUCUUGAGACAAACGUAUGCCAAGCAACAUAUGACCCAAUUGGACCCAGCCACCAUUGCUGAUUUGCUUUGUUCUCUUUAUUGCAUGUCUACCCAGCCUGUUCCUCCCAAGGAGCGGUGACAUUCAUGGUUCCGUUCCUCCUCAUUUAAUCCCCACAACAUCCUUGCAAGGCAGGUUAGGCUGAGAGGCAGUGGCCGUCCCCCAAAGUCACCCAGUGAGCUUCAGGGCCAAGCAAGGAUUUGAACCCUCUUCCCUCCCAGGUCCCAGUCCAUAGCAAGUCACUAGCUCUCGAACUGCAGACAAGAUGGGGAUUUCUGCUUCAUUUGCUCUUUGGGACUGGGGGGCACUUUCCCAACCCCACCCAGCCAAACCAGUUGAACCAACUACUGUGUGUGCGCACACACACAAAUACGGUCCUGAAGAACCAGUUCAGAUCUGUUUGCUAAAGGGGUUGACUCUCAAACUUUCUUGCUGAGUGAGCUUUCAUGCCCAGGUUUCAAUAAUAAUAAUAAUUUUUAUUUAUACCCCGCCCUCCCCGGCCAAGACCGGGCUCAGGGCAGCUAACACCCGAUAUAAAAACAAAUUGAUUGGAGCUUCCGGGUUAGCGCCAUCGCCGAAUGGCGGACUCCCUCCGAGCUCCGGAGGGAGUCUGCUCGGCAGGGGCUGGGUCCUACCGCGCCGGCGACGCGGGGACCCUUAAAAACCACGGGCACGGAGUCCGUGGACAUGGGUGACUCGGCUUGCACCAUUAGCGCCCUCCCGACUCGUGAAGGAGCCUUUUAAAGGCUUCGGAUCGGGUGCCGGGGAGUGGCGUGGUGCUUUGAGUCCACUGCUUUCCCUGCCGAGCGCAGCCGCAUGCCAUUCGACGGAGAGCGCUGACUUCUUCUAUUGAAAAUUUGGACUAUUAACAACAACCCGUGAGUAAUUGGGAAACCGGGUUCAAAAUUUUGGAUUUGGCACGAGCGGGGCGAUUUAAAAGGAAGUCAAUCCCCCUAUUGUAAGCAUUCCAAAACAAGGACUGGGUAACCAAGGUCCAAAGGGAAGUAUGUCUCUGAUAAAAAUCAUUAAUUUCACGAUGGGAAAUUAUAAGAAAUGUGCUGGAGGAGAAGAGUGGAGGGUGAGAAGAAAAAUGCAACCCCCCCCCUGGGAACCGGGCGAUUCGUGGAGCCUGGUGAAGAGAGACGGAGACUUUGACAGCUGUCAAAGUGGCUGUCAAAGCUGGAGAAUAUAAAGAGGACUUUAUGAGGACCUUGCUGGUAAAUUUUGCUACAAUUUGCUAUAAUAUGGAUAUAAACUGUUGGAAAAUAAGCAACAAUUUGACUUUUGGAUUAGAGGAUACAAAGUUAUUACAAUCCCCUAGAGGGGUUUCAGGAUACUACAAGAACGGUCGUAAGUGGAAAAAUACCCUGGGAUUCGCACAGGAUUUGUUAUCUUCUGGGAAAGCUGCAAAACUGAAAGAGUAUUUUGUCUACAGAGGAAGACAAUGGAAUUUUUAUUGAAGAAAGAAAGGGACUGGACGUAAGUUUUUGUUCCUGAAUAACAAACCUCUGCAGAGACACUAGAUUUCUGAAUUAGAAAGUUUUAGCAGCUGAACAGGACAAGAAACCUGAGAAAGUGAGGAAUAAGAAGAAUAAAGGACUGAUUACGACACGGAAAGAACAACGGGAGGAGUGGUAAAGAUCAAGGAAAUUAAAGGCCUUUGUUAGAUUGGACAUUUGAAGUCAAAUAUUAUUUAAAUUAAUAAACUAAAAGAAAACCGGCAAGAUGGAAUCGGGGAGAAAUCUGGUCAUGAAAUGAGACUUCCAAGCUGAUAAUGUAUAGACUGAUGGACAUGGGGAAUUCAAACCGGGAAGGGGGCAGAUUUGAAAUCCAAAGGCUGUGUAACCAUUUUUUGAACUUUUCUAUAUCUCUUAUUUUCUAUUUCUUUACAUAACUUACGCAUGUUAUUUUACUUUGAUCGGACGUGUUUAAAAAAAAGGGAAUUUGUGGAAGGAACUGGGGUGGAUCUUGGGGAAAAUCUUUUUCUUUUUCUGUUAAUGAUGUGGGACGGUGGUAAGAUUUGUACAAUUCAAUUUGGAUAGUGGGUUAAACAAAUUAAGCUUUAAAUUUGGGAGUGAGAGCUUGUAGAACCAAAUUAAGGAAAGGGGAAUACAAUUGGGGGAGGGGGAGUUCCAGAAAGUAGGGAAUGACAGGACGGUUUUUAAAUAUCUUCUUUCUUUUGUCUUUUUUCUUUGUACUUUUAUAUUUUUGGAAACUUUAAUAAAUAUGAUUUAAAAAAAAAAUAAAAACAAAUUGAUUGAAAUGCAACUUAAAAACAAGAUUAAAAUACAACAUUAAAACAUUAAAAGACAGCCUCGUUUCAAUGGAAACUCAAAUCUAAAACUUUUUUGGGGGAUGAAAACGUCAAGUCUUCACCAAGGCGAAGUUUCCAGACUGGUCCUACGUGGGCCAGAAAAAAGCCAGGGAAGUCCCCAAAUGGGAGUUCCAUCACAGAAGGAGAAAGGAAAAAGGAAAGAGGGGGAGAGGAUCAAAUUGAUUCCAAGCCAAAGGCCAGGCGGAACAACUCUGUCUUGCAGGCCCUGCGGAAAGAUGUCAAGUCCUGGUCUCAUGAGACAGAGCAUUCCAUCAGGCUGGGGCCAGUGUUGAAAAGGCCCUGGCUCUGGUUGAGGCUAAUCUGACUUCCUUAGGGCCCAGGACCUCUAGGGUGUUGCUAUUUAUGGACCUUAAGGUCCUCCGUGGGGCAGACCGGGAGAGGCAGUCCCGUAGGUACGAGGGUCCUAGGCCGUGAAGGGCUUUAAAGGUCAAAACCAGCACCUUGAAACUGACUCUGUACUCCACCGGGAGCCAGUGCAGCUGGAAAAGCACUGGGUGAAUAUGCUCCCAUGGCAGAGACCCCGUGAGGAGCCUCGCUGCAGCAUUCUGCACCCGCUGGAGUUUCUGGGACAGCUUCAAGGGCAGCCCCGCGUAGAGACAAUUACAGUAGUCAAGCCUGGAGGUGACCGUUGCAUGGAUCACUGUGGCCAGAUUGGGGCGGGAAUGGUGCUGUUGUCUUGCUGGCCAGCUCUCCUUAGAAGUGGGGUGAAGUGGGAGCUUCAGGAUGGAUUUGGGGUGGUUUUCCUGCCCCCUCUCCUCCCUGUUUUUGAGGCUCACCUGUUUUCCUUCCGCAGAAACACGAGAAGUCCAAAUAUGUCCUGUGUGUGGCUUUCACAGAGAAUGGGGACACUGUGACCGGAGAUUCUGGGGGGAACCUUUACAUUUGGGGGAAAGGUCAGUUUGGGAAUGGGGCGAGGAGAGAUGGGAUUGGGUUGAGGUGCUCCUAAAUAGCAGCUCUGUCUGGUUGGGCUAGCUGGGUGCUCUUGAGUGUUUCUACACAGCUAAAUUUGUGAGUUGCUGCAGGGACACAUAAUUAUUUCACCCUUGCUGAAUCCCUCAGUUGCCUUUUCUCACGCGCGGUUCAUUCCCUAUCUCGUACCGACCAGUCACAUAACCAUGUUAGCAUUUUAUUAAGCGCCUGUAAUAUUCCGCUGGUAGGACGCGAGUGGCGCUGUGGAUUAAACGACAGAGCCUAGGGCUUGCCGAUCAGAAGGUCGGUGCUUCGAAUCCCCAUGACAGGGUGAGCUCCCGUUGCUUGGUCUUCUCCUGCCAACCUAGCAGUUCGAAAGCACGUCAAAGUGCAAGUAGAUAAAUAGGUACCGCUCCGGCGAGAAGGUAAAUGGCGUUUCCGUGCGCUGCUCUGGUUCGCCAGAAGCGGCUUAGUCAUGCUGGCCACAUGACCUGGAAGCUGUACGCCGGCUCCCUCGGCCAGUAAAGCGAGAUGAGCGCCGCAACCCCAGAGUCAGCCACGACUGGACCUAAUGGUCAGGGGUCCCUUUACCUUUACCUUUACCUAACAUUCCUCUUGCAUGAUGUUAGCGAAGCUGGUUUCUACUGCAGAAUAGAAAUUCUUUCCAGGUUCUGUCCUGGGCAGGGGGGAAGGUUGUCCCGUCUAACAGUGUUGUCCUUCGCCUGGCAGGGGGGAACAGGAUUUGCCAUGCAGUGCCAGGAGCCCACGAAGGGGGUAUCUUUGGCUUGUGCGUGCUGCGGAACGGGACCAUCGUCACAGGAGGCGGCCGGGACCGCAGAGUCGUGCUCUGGGGACGGGAUUACCAGAAGCUGCAGGAGAAUGAGGUAUUGCGGCCGGCCGGGUGGAUUCCUGCCUCCUUAGGGUAGCAGCAGUUCAUGCCUUGCUUGGACCCAGACAUGGCCGAAGGUGCUGUGGAACGAGGGAUCAUAGAAUCACAGAACUGUAGAGUUGGAAGGGGCUCCAGCGGUCAUCUGGUCCAACCCCCUGCCAUGCAGGAACAACACGUAACCAAACAAACUCCUGUGUUGCAAAGAGAACAUCAGCAAUGUCUAGACAACACGAUGACCAUGUACAUACGCAAUGUUGUUGUUUAGUCGUGUCCGACUCCUCGUGACCCCAUGGACCAGAGCACGCCAGGCACUCCUGUCUUCCACUGCCUCCCGCAGUUUGGUCAAACUCAUGCUGGUAGCUUCGAGAACACUGUCCCACCAUCUCGUCCUCCGUCGUCCCCUUCUCCUUGCGCCCUCCAUCUUUCCCAACAUCAGGGUCUUUUCCAAAGAGUCUUCUCUUCUCCUGAGGUGGCCAAAGUCUUGGAGCCUCAGCUUCAGGAUCUGUCCUUCCAGUGAGCACUCAGGGCUGAUUUCCUUCAGAAUGGAGAGGUUUGAUCUUCUUGCAGUCCAUGGGACUCUCAAGUGUCUCCUCCAGCACCACAAUAUUCCUUCAAACCAUAACAAGUACAAAAUGAAAUCUUCAGUCUCAAAGUCUCUGAAAAUCUUUAAAUGAAGCAAGGUAGCAGACUUUGUACGAUGAAAGACAAGCUGUGAAGCUUUGUGUAUUCAGCAAAUAUGAUGUUCAACACUGAACAGAGAUUCCAGAUAUUGACUAUUGUUACAUAGAAUUCUUCGUCAGCGUGGUGGGAGGAUAUAGAAUCGCUUCAUGAACCCACCUUAUUUUAAAUGAAUGUAUGUAAAUGAAAAUAUCAAAUGCUGUGGAACAGUGCUCAUGCAAUAAUGUAGUCACAGCAUUCGAUAUUUGAUGAAGAAUUCUACGAAACAGGAGACAAAGCUUCACAGCUUGUCUUUCAUCGUACAAAGUCUGGUACCUCGGUUCACUUAAAGAUUUCCAGAGACUUUGAGACUGAAGAUUUCGUUUUGUACUUGUUAUGGUUUGAAGGAAUUCUAUAAUAAUAAUAAUAAUAAUAAUAAUAAUAAUAAUAAUAAUAAUUUAUUUAUUAUUUAUACCCCGCCCAUCUGGCUGGGCUUCCCCAGCCACUCUGGGCGGCUUCCAACCAAAUAUUAAAAUACAGUAAUACUGUAUAAUAUAAUACAAUAUAAAUAUAAUACAAUAUAAAGAUUGUCUAUUGCGUAUGUACAUGGCCAUCGUGUUGCCUAGGUAUUGCUGAUGCAGAAACCACACGCCAGGCCUGCGAGGUGGGACUUCUAGCUUCUUGGCACAACUCCAGCAGGGGAACAGAGGCACGAGAACUUCCUUCGUUGCUGGUUCAUGUUACAGAGGUCCUCUAGUUCAGCACCUGACCUUCUGGCAGCUAACAGCCAGCUGCAAAUUUAUUACUUAUACCCCACCCAUCUCCCCAGCCACUCUGGGUGGCUCCCAACAGAAUAUUUUGUUGUUUAGUUGUCUUAGUCCUGUUCCACUCUCCGUGACCCCAUAAACCAGAGCAUGCCUUGGAAACACUCACUUUCUUCUCAAAGCUUCUCCAGGCAAAAUACUGGAGUGGUUUGCCAGUUCCUUCUCCAGGUGGAUCACAUUUAGUCUAAACUCUCGGCUAUGACUUGUCCGUCGUGGGUGGCCCUGCAGGGCAUAGCUCAUCGCUUCUCUGAGUUAUUCAAGCCCCUUCGCCACGGCAAGGCAGUGAUCCAGGACAGGAUAUUAGAAACACAAUAAAAGAUCAAACAUUAAAAACUUCCCUGCACAGGGCUGCCUUCAGAUGUCUUCUAAAAGUCAGAGAGUUGUUUAUUUCCUUGAUAUCUGAGGGGAGGGCGUUCCACAGGGCGGGGGCCACCACCGAGAAGGUCCUCUGCCUGGUUUGAGAGGUUUACAAAUGGCGCAGGAUGGCAUCUUCUGCUGUUAACCCCCCCCCCCCCAGCACUUGCUAGUUGGCAGUGAACUGUCUCUGAACUGUCUCUGACCACUGUCACAGUGGUCAGAUCUGCCAACAGGUGAAAUCUUUUUUUAAAAAAAGUAUAAUGCAUUCAUUCAAUAAGCUCAUUUGCUCAUGUUUAACCUCAGUGGUGCUUUUUUCGGGUACCUAUUUGUAAGUAUGUUUGCUUACUCCAGUUAGAUACAGGAGUCUUACAAUACAAAACAUACUUGACAGAUGUAUAGAACUAGGCCAAAUACAUAUACAAGAUGAGAUUUCAAGGAAGCAAAUGUAAGAAUAUGUUACAGGUGGGCAACAAGAUUUAUGUUAUGAAACUGAAUACAAGUAUCGGGUGACACCUGGUUUGAGAGCAGUACAUGUAUAAAGGAUCUACGAGUCUAUCAAUUGACCAGAAAAUUUGACAUGAUGCAUCAUAGAUGGUAUACGUCGCCAGACAGGUUAGCAAAAUGCAAUAAUCUGGGCUGCAUCAAUACGUGUAUAGCAUGUAGAUCAAUGGAAGUGAUUGGUACCACUGUAUCAUCUGCUGCUGGUCAGAUCUCACCUGAAGUACUGUGAAUCAUGAUACAUGAGGCACCACAGUUCAAGAAGGACACUGACAAACUGGAACGUGUCAGAGGAGGGCAACCAAAAUGGUCAAAGGCCUGGAAACGAUGCCUUAUGAGGAACGGCUAAGGGAGCUGGGCAUGUUUAGCCUGGAGAAGAGGAGGUUAAGGGGUGAUAUGAUAGCCAUGUUCAAAUAUAUAAAAGGAUGUCACAUAGAGGAGGGAGAAAGGUUGUUUUCUGCUGCUCCAGAGAAGCGGACACGGAGCAAUGGAUCCAAACUACAAGAAAGAAGAUUCCACCUAAACAUUAGGAAGAACUUCCUGACAGUGAGAGCUGUUCGACAGUGGAAUUUGCUGCCAAGGAGUGUGGUGGAGUCUCCUUCUUUGGAGGUCUUUAAGCAGAGGCUUGACAACCAUAUGUCAGGAGUGCUCUGAUGGUGUUUCCUGCUUGGCAGGGGGUUGGACCCGAUGGCCCUUGUGGUCUCUUCCAACUCUAGGAUUCUAUGAUUCUAUCACAUAAUAAAAAGCAAAUCACCACUUGCAAACUCUUUCGGACGGACGUCUCUGCUAGCCCUGUCUGGGCAUCUUCUGCUCUCCCUGAGGGGGUCUCUGUUUUCCUCUCCCUGCAGGUGCCUGAGGGAUUUGGGCCAGUGCGCACCAUUGCAGAGGGGAAGGGCGACUCCCUCUUUGUGGGCACCACCCGCAACUCAGUGCUCCACGGAUCGUUGGCGACUGGCUUCUCCCUCCUAGUGCAGGUAAUAUAAUAAUAAUAAUUUAUUAUUUAUACCCCACCCAUCUGGCUGAGUUUCCCCAGACACUCUGGGCGGCUCCCAGUCGAAUGUUAAAAACAACACAGCAUUAAAUAUUAAAAACUUCCCUGAACAGGGCUGCCUUCAGAUGUCUUUUAAAGAUAAGAUUAUUUCUUUCACAUCUGGGGGGAGGGUGUUCCACAGGGCGGGCGCCACCACCGAGAAGGCCCUCUGCCUGGUUCCCUGUAACCUCACUUCUCACAGGGAGGGAACUGCCAGAAGGCCCUCGGAGCUGGACCUCAGUGUCUGGGCAGAAUGAUGGGGGUGGAGACGCUCUUUCAGGUAUACAGGGAAGGAGGAGGGCAGCUACUGCGCAGGUUUAUGUCUGGAUUCGAAGAGGUGUGGUGACUGGGUACCACUGGGGUGACUGAUAAGGACCCCAAAAGAGCUCUGCCGGAUUAGGCCAAUGGCCCUUCUGAACCAGCGUCCUGUUCUCACAGUGGCCAACCAGGUGCCCCAAGGGGAAAUCUGCAAGCCGGACCCGAGUGCGAGAGCGGGUCUCCUCUGCUGUGCUGUCCAGCAACUGGCGUUGCUCCCUCCAACUGUGGAGGCCUUCAUCACGGCUAGUAGCCAUCAAUAGCCCUUUCCUCCUCCAUGAACUUAUCUAAUCUUCAUUUAAAGCCAUCCUUCUUGGUGGCCAUCGCUGCCUCCUGUGGCAGGGAGUUCCAUAGGAAAACAUUUUCCAAGAAACAGAUAAAAGUUCCUUUAAGUUUUAAAGAGGGUUCCAGAAUUUUCUUUAGUGGCACUCGUGGCUUGACGGGUCUCAGCUGGAGGUGCGGAUAAAGGGAGGAAGUUGCAGUCUGCAAUUUCAGCACAAGGAAAACACACAUACGCACGCUGAGUUAUACUGUGCUGGAGAGAUAUAUUUAAUUUUUUAAUUUAAUUUAAUUUAUUAUUUAUACCCCGCCCAUCUGACUGGGUCUCCCCAGCCACUCUGGGCGGCAUCCAAAAGAAUAUCAAAAACAAUACAGCGUCAGACAUUAAAAACUUCCCUAAACAGGGCGGCCUUCAGUUGUCUUUUAAAAGUAAAAUAAUUGUUUAUUGCCUUGACAUCUGGUGGGAGGGCGAUCCACAGGGCGGGCGCCACCACCGAGAAGGCCCUCUGCGCUGGACCUGUGUCCGGGCAGAACGAUGGGGGUGGAGAUGCUCCUUCAAGUAUACUGGGCCGAGGCCGUUUAGGGCUUCAAAGGUCAGCACCAACACUUUGAAUUGUGCUCGGAAACGUACUGAGAGCCAAUGCAGAUCUCUCAGUACCGGUGUUAUGUGGUCCCGGCGGCCAGUCCCAGUCACCAGUCUAGCUGCCGCAUUCUGGAUUAAUUGCAGUUUCUGGGUCAUCUUCAAAAGUAGCCCCACAUAGAGCGUAUUGCAGUAGUCCAAGUGGGAGAUAACCAGAGCAUGCACCACUCUGGCGAGACAGUCUGCGGGCAGGGAGGGUCUCAUCCUGCGUACCAGACGGAGCUGGUAAACAGCUGCCCUGGACACAGAAUUAACCUGCGCCUCCAUGGACAGCUGUGAGUCCAAUAUAUAGAAGGCAUGUAAAUGGUUUGUAUAUAUUUGUAAUAAAUGGUUUGUAUAUAUUUGUAAUAAAUGGUUGUGCAACCAGCCAAGCAAUAAAGAAGCUCUUGACUGAGGAAUUUGACUAGGACUCCUGUUCUUGUCUACCUCCGGGGAAAUACUCUGCUAUAAACAGUGAGAAGUGGUUUUGCCGAGGUGCCACCACGCAAGCAGAAAGCGGAGCCGAAGUGUGUGGGCGGUAACCUCUAAUACCAUAAGCUAUCCAUGCGCUGUGUGAAAAAGGGUUUUCUUUUCCCUGCCCUGAAUCCUCCAACAGCGCAAAUCAAGCACCAACUAGUUCUAGAGCAGGGGUGGCCAACUCUCAAUAGACUGCAAUCUACUUUCAGAAUUAUAAACUGGCAGUGAUCUACCUUUACCUAAUAUUCCGCUUCCAUGAUGUUCUUGGGGGGCUCAGCUCAAAGUUGCUGAGGAGAAGAGCCCUGUUUUUUGGGGGGGGGGGUUAUAAAAUAAGCUUUCAGGGGGGGGUUCCAUUUUUUGGGGGGUUAAAGGCAAGGGACAUGGGUGGCGCUGUGGGUUAAACCACAGAGCCUAGGGCUUGCCAAUCAGAAGGUCGGCGGUUCGAAUCCCCGCGACGGGGUGAGCUCCCGUUGCUCGGUCCCAGCUCCUGCCAACCUAGCAGUUCGAAAGCACCUCAAAGUGCAAGCAGAUAAAUAGGUACCACUCCGGCGGGAAGGUAAACGGCGUUUCCAUGCGCUGCUCUGGUUCGCCAGAAUCGGCUUAGUCAUGCUGGCCACAUGACCCGGAAGCUGUACGUUGGCUCCCUCGGCCAAUAAAGCGAGAUGAGCGCCGCAACCCCAGAGUCGGCCAUGACUGGACCUAAAGGUCAGGGGUCCCUUUACCUUUAAAGGCAAGGGAAAAAGGGGUAAAGUCACUCAUAAAAAGAUCGCUAUGGAUCAAAACAGCAGCACAGAGAAAUCUCCGUCUUCCCUUCCAGAGAUCAUACAACAAUGGAGGGCAGGAGUCAGUUUUAGCAACGCUAAGGAAAGGGAGCCAAGAGAUCGACCGCGAUCUACCAAAACCUCGCAGGGAUCUACCAGUAGAUCAUGACUGACCUGUUGGACAUCCCUGUUCUAGAGUGAUGAGACUUUUGAUUAUCCACUUUUGCCAUGCCGUGAAUAAUUGUACGAAUUUGCACCUUGUUGCCUCUUACUCCAAACUAUUAAAAGAAGUCCCAAAGGCUCCAGUCUUCCUUCAACGGACGACCCUUGAUAGUUUUGCUUGCAGUGGGAGACCCGGGUGACCGUAGUCUUCCUCUCUCUCCCUUUUCCCCAGGGACACACGGAAGAACUCUGGGGCCUGGCCACCCACCCGGCUUUGGACCAGUUCCUGACCUGCGGGCAAGACAAGCAGGUUCACCUGUGGAGCGUGGCCACCCACCAGCCCCUGUGGAGCAAGGGGAUCGAGGUGGGUUCUUGUGCCGGGUAGGGGGGCAGAGGGGAGGACUGGGUUGGGGAACGUGGGCGGGCAUUCCAUGGGGGGUUCUAUGUGAGGGGCAGGUGGGGAGCCCUUCUAGGAGAACUCUGACCCCAAACCUCCGCUGCCUUGUGGGAUAUCUUCAGGGGAAGAAAGAGUUCACAAGUAAACCCUACGCAAAUCUGGAGGGGUAUCCCUAAGACGGUUGGAUGGUGCCUUGUACGCCUCCUUCCUGCAGCCAAGCUGGUGCCAAAUGUCUUGCUCUGCUUUCCUUUGGUGAGGCUGAGGAUGGGGGGGGUCUUGUCCUCUGGGCAGCCCAGGACCUCCAGACACACUGCCCAGGCUUGCGCCCCGGGAAGAUCACUUGGGUGAUGCCAAUGCAGUUCCAUGGGAUCCCUCCCUCCCCAAUUCCCUGGUGACAUAAAAUGGUUCCCAUGCUUAGUGCUACACAUCCCAUAAUUGCACUUCCUUUCUCUGUCUCCUGCAGGACGCAGCUCGCUCGGCUGGCUUCCAUCCCAGCGGCUCUGUUCUAGUGGUGGGCACCGUAACUGGCAGGUAAUUAUUAUUAUUUACAGUGGUACCUCGGGUUACAGAUGCUUCAGGUUACAGACUCCACUAACCCAGAAACAGUACCUUGGGUUAAGAACUUUGCUUCAGGAUGAGCGGUGCGGCAGCAGCAGGAGGCCCAAUUAGCUAAAGUAGUACCUCAGGUUAAGAACAGUUUCAGCUUAAGAACGGACCUCCAGAAUGAAUUAAGUUCUUAACCCGAGGUACCGCUGUAUUGGACGCGGGUAGCGCUGUGGUCUAAACCACUGAGCCUAGGACUUGCCGAUCAGAAGAUUGGCAGUUCGAAUCCCCGCGACGGGGUGAGCUCCCGUUGCUUGGUCCCUGAUCCUGCCAACCUAGCAGUUCGAAAGCACGUCAAAGUGCAAGUAGAUGUGAAAAGUGAAGUUACAGGGAACCAGGCAGAGGGCCUUUUUGGUGGUGGCGCCCGCCCUGUGGAACGCCCUCCCACCAGAUGUCAAAGAAAUAAACAACUAUCUGACAUCUGAAGGCAGCCCUGUUUAGGGAAGUUUUUAAUAUUUAAUGCUGUAUUGUUUUUAACAUUCGAUUGGGAGCCGCCCAGAGUGGCUGGGGUAUAAAUAUUUAUUUAUUUAUUUAUUUAUUUAUUUAUUGGUAGCCAAUUAAUUUCCUCAGGGUUUCAGACAAGGGCCCUGCCUGGAGAUGGUAAUGAUGAUUUGAAUUUGCAUACCAUUCUUCACCCAAGGUUCGCAGGGCGGUUCGCAAUAUUAAAAGCACAAAACAAGAACACAAAAUUCGUAAUAAAACGAAGCGCAUUUAAAAGGCCGUAGAAUGUUAACCAGCCGAAAGCCCUAAAGAGAAACUUGAAGAUAUGUCAUGAACGUGCCAAGCGAGAGAUUAAACCCGGGUCCUUCUGCGUGCAAGGCACAUGCUUCCCCUCUGAACUCUGGCCCUCCCCCAAAAUCAGUCCAACAGAUCUGAUUAUUUUUUUUCCUCUGGGGAGUCUUUUCCUCCCCUCCUGUCCUGCCACCACACAGCCAAAUAAACUGUCGCUUGGCCUCCUGGAAAACUUUCCCCUUCCUUCUCUGCUUCAAUUCAGGUGGCUGGUGCUGGACACGGAGACCCGAGAUCUGGUGACCAUCCACACGGAUGGAGGGGAGCCCAUUUCUGUGGUCAGCUUCUCCCCAGGUAGGAGAUGUGGUGGUGGGGGAGAGGGGUACGGAGGGAGGAGCCAAGAGGUGGGUUUGGAAGGGAGGUUGCGGCAGAAUCCUACCGUGAUCUGUUGGUUUGUCUUUGCGUUUAGCUGCUGCUGUUGCUGCUGCUGUUGAAUUGUGAUAUCUGCAAGUAGCUUUCUUCCGCCUGGGAAAGGCAAGCAGAGCAUUCGCUGUUAAGAUAGGAGGGCUUGUCCUCUAAGUUCGUUCCUUCGUUCCUUAACGGAAGGAGCGUAAAGAGCUUUGGGUCAGACCAAAGAUUCGGCUAGUUGGCCGGGGGGAGAGGGCAUCCUGACACCAAACUGGGAGGGGUGGCUAACACCCCAGAGGACAGGAUCACACUUCAAAACGACCUUGACAGAUUAGAGAAGUGGGCCAAAACAAACAAGAUGAAUUUUAACAGGGAGAAAUGUAAAGUAUUGCACUUGGGCAAAAAAAUGAGAGGCACAAAUACAAGAUGGGUGACACCUGGCUUGAGAGCAGUACAUGUGAAAAGGAUCUAGGAGUCUUGGUUGACCACAAACUUGACAUGAGCCAACAGUGUGACGCGGCAGCUAAAAAGCCAAUGCAAUUCUGGGCCGCAUCAAUAGGAGUAUAGCAUCUAGAUCAAGGGAAGUAAUAGUGCCACUGUAUUCUGCUCUGGUCAGACCUCACCUGGAGUACUGUGUCCAGUUCUGGGCACCACAGUUCAAGAAGGACAUUGACAAACUGGAACGUGUCCAGAGGAGGGCAACCAAAAUGGUCAAAGGCCUGGAAACGAUGCCUUAUGAGGAACGGCUAAGGGAGCUGGGCAUGUUUAGCCUGGAGAAGAGGAGGUUAAGGGGUGAUAUGAUAGCCAUGUUCAAAUAUAGAAAAGGAUGUCACAUAGAGGAGGGAGAAAGGUUGUUUUCUGCUGCUCCAGAGAAGCGGACACGGAGCAAUGGAUCCAAACUACAAGAAAGAAGAUUCCACCUAAACAUUAGGAAGAACCUCCUGACAGUAAGAGCUGUUUGACAGUGGAAUUUUCUGCCAAGGAGUGUGGUGGAGUCUCCUUCUUUGGAGGUCUUUAAGCAGAGGCUUGACAACCAUAUGUCAGGAGUGCUCUGAUGGUGUUUCCUGCUUGGCAGGGGGUUGGACUCGAUGGCCCUUGUGGUCUCUUCCAACUCUAGGAUUCUAUGAUUCUAUGAUUCUAUGAUCCUGUCUCCCAGUGACCAGCCAAAUGCCUAUGGGAGCCCACAAGCAGAACAUGAAUGCAAUUGCUCUCUCUCCCUCCUGCGAUUCCCAGCAAAUUAUUAUUAUUAUUAUUAUUAUUAUUAUUAUUAUUCCACCCUAUACCCGGGUGUCUCAGGGUGGUUCACAGAAUAAAAUCAAGAUAUAAAACCACAAAAUACCUAAUAGAAAUAAAAACAACAUAAUAGCUUGCCCCCCAAAAAAACACAUUUUAAAAGGGCAUAAGAUGUCAGUCAGAUCAACCAAAGGCCUGGUUAAAAAGGAAUGUUUUUGCCUGGCGCCUAAAGGUGUAUAAUGAAGGCGCCAGGCGAACUUCCAUGGGGAGAGCAUUCCACAGAUGGGGAGCCACUGCAGAUAAGGCCCUGUUCUUGUGUUGCCACCCUCCAGACCUCUCACGGAGGCAGCACACAAAGAAGGGACUCAAAAAAUGACCUCAGGGUCCAGUUCAUAUGGAAAGAGGCGGUCCUUGAGGUAUUGCGGUCCUGCGCCAUUUAAGGCUUUAUAGGUCAAAACCAGCCCUUUGAAUGGGGCCCGGAAGCUAAUUGGUAGCCAGUGCGGUCAGACCAGGAUCAGUGUAAUAUGCUCAAACCAUCUUGCUCCAGUGAGCAACCUGGCCACUGAAUUCUGCACCAGCUGGAGUUUCCGAACCGUCUUCAGAGGCAGCCCUACUUAUAAUACGUUGGGAUUUGGAGGGACACUGAAUCCCAGAGAUAUGUUGUUGCACUGUUCAAUUUGUUUUUAACAACGCUUAUGCAAUUUUCUAAUUUUUUUUUUUCCGGGUUGGGAAUAUUCUCCGGGACCUUUUCAGUGGAAAGCAAUGUUCAAAUAUUACCAACCCCCCCCCCAAGCCUAUUGGAACUUACUCCUUCGGAAGGUGGUGGACUCUCCUUCCUUGGAGGUUUUUAAAUAGAGGUUGGAUGGCCGUCCGUCACGGAUGCUUCAGCUGAGAUUCCUGCAUUGCAGGGGGUUGGACUGGAUGUCCCUCGGGGUCCCUUCCAACUCUACCGCUCUCUGAUUCUAAGUGUGCACUGGAGACUAAAAAUUCUCAGCUGCAUUGAGACCCCCAUUUUGCCUUCCAGUGUCUGCCCUCCCCUCCAGUCCCCUGACUCUUGCGUUUGUGCUUUGCAGAUGGUAAAUACCUGGCCCUCGGCUCCCACGACAACUUUGUCUACAUCUACCUGGUUUCUGAGGGUGGCAGGAAGUAUGGGCGCGUCGGCAAGUGUUCGGUGAGUGGAGGCAGAACGAAAGACAUUCUGCCGAGAAAGAUUCCCUUCCUUCCUCCCUUGACUUCCUUUCACCCAAAGGUUACAACAUCCAAAAUGCCACGUUUAAAAACAACUUACAAUCACAAUAUAAGGCGGGUGCUAAAGAUACACGAAAAGGGACACGGGUGGCGCUGUGGGUUAAACCACAGAGCCUAGGACUUGCCGAUCAGAAGGUUGGUGGUUCGAAUCCCCGCAACGGGGUGAGCUCCCGUUGCUUGGUCCCAGCUCCUGCCAACCUAGCAGUUCGGAAGCACGUCAAAGUGCAAGUAGAUAAAUAGGUACCACUCCGGCGGGAAGGUAAACGGCGAUUCCGUGCGCUGCUCUGGUUCGCCAGAAGCAGCUUAGUCCUGCUGGCCACAUGACCCGGAAGCUGUACGCCGGCUCCCUUGGCCAGUAAAGUGAGAUGAGCACCGCAACCCCAGAGUCGGUCACGACUGGACCUAACGGUCAGGGGUCCCUUUACCUUUACCUUAAAGAUACACAGUGGACACUCGGGUUGCGAACGUGAUCUGUGCGGGAGGCACGUCUGCAACCCACAGCACCGUGUCUGCGCACAUGUGGGUUGUGAUCUGGUGUUUCUGCGCAUGCGCGAGCGCCAAAACCCAGAAGUAACCCAUUCCAGUACUUCCGGGUUUCGGCGCGUCUGUAUCCCAAAAACACGCAACCUGAAGCGUCUGUAACCUGAGAUAUGACAAUACACCUCAAGUGCUGAAAACAGGCUAAAGACUUGCGUCUCCAGGGGGUGGAAUAUUUACACCCCACUUUCCUCUAGUCCAGACUUUCCAAAGCAGCUGGCAAAAGCUUACGUAUCGCAAAAGAAACACUCAAAUCUAGUAUCAGAAGCAGAAACGUCCCUGUGGCGACAUGGCUGAACGGGAUCUCUUUGGUCCCCACUUGAGCAGUUGAGUCUGAUGUUCAGCUAUGAAGUAUUUACAGCUAUUCCGGGCAUCUUCUGUUUCAGGCACCACCUGUUGCAUCCUUGUAAGGCGGUCUUCGCCAAGCUGGUGCCCUCCAUUAUGUUUUGGACCACAACUCUCAUCAGCCCCAGCAACGGUGCUGGCUAGGGGCUGAUGGGAAUUGUUGUUGUUGUUUAGUUGUCUAGUCGUGUCCGCCUCUUCAUGACCCCCUGGACCAGAGCACGCCAGGCACUCCUGUCUUCCACUGCCUCCCGCAGUUUGGUCAAACUCAUGCUGGUAGCUUCGAGAACACUGUCCCACCAUCUCGUCCUCUGUCGUCCCCUUCUCCUUGGGCCCUCCAUUUUCCCCAACAUCAGGGUCUUUUCCAGGGAGUCUUCUCUUCUCAGGAGGUGGCCAAAGUCUUGGAGCCUCAGCUUCAGGAUCUGUCCUUCCAGUGAGCGCUCAGGACUGAUUUCCUUCAGAAUGGAGAGGUUUGAUCUUCUUGCAGUCCAUGGGACUCUCAAGAGUUCCUUCAGCACCAGAAUUCAAAAGCAUCCAUUCUUCGGCGAUCAGCCUUCUUGAUGGUCCAGCUCUCACUUCCAUACAUCACUACUGGGAAAACCAUAGCUUUAUAUCAAGGGCACCAGUUUGACAAAGGCUGCCAUAUUAAGGUAGAGAAACACUGUAAUAUUGCAAGUGGGCAGCAGAGGGAGCUGCUCUGUCAGAUAUAGGGGUCCAGCCAGCCGUACAGUAUGUCUUUUUUUAAUAAAAAAAAAAAUUAUCCUUUUGAAAAAUGGAUAAUGGUUUGUGGUGCUUCACUCCUCUGGGCAGGUACGGCUGUCCACAACAGCCUGAUUUCCUGGGCUUUUUGUGACUUGGCCCCAGGAGAUGCUGAACAACAUGAGCCUCUGGCCAUGCGCAGAGUGUCUACCUCAUCUGGGCGCAGCAAGGAGAUUAGCAGGGCACACGGUGGCCGUGAGCACCAGGGUCCUUUGCCUUGAAGGGAAAUAAAGCGCUCUGGGCUCGGUUGGUUAGAGCGUGGGGCUGAUAGUGCCAACGUCGCAGGUUCGAUCUCUUGAUGGGACAACUGCAUAAUCUUGCAUUGCAGGGGGGUUGGACUAGAUGAUCCUUGGAGGUCCCUUCCAAGUCGACGAUUCUGUGGUUUCUAAGGGGUUGUAGAGCAUUAAACAACAAUAAUAAUAAUAAUAAUAAUAAUUUUUUAUUUAUACCCCGCCCUUCCCGGUUCAAAAACUGGGCUCAGGGCGGCUAACAACAAAUUUAAAAAAACUUAAUUAUAAAAGCAGCGUAAAAUACAGUAUAAAAACAUGAAUAACAAUAAAAAUCACAAAUCAGUCAGAUAAUCCCCAGGGCUUGCUGGCUGAAUUGGUCCUACUUGGGCCAACGAGGAGGCCAGGGGAGAAUUAGCUGUGGGGUCUCAGAGCGGGUGAUCUUCAUAAAAGGGGAGGGGGAGGGAAGAGAAGGGAAGGGAAAUAAAAGGUCAGGCUGAAUUCAAAUUAAAGGCCAGGCGGAAUAGCUCUGUCUUACAGGCCCAACGGAAGGAGGUUAAAUCCUGCAGGGCCCUGGUCUCAUUGGGACAGAGCAUUCCACCAGGUCGGAGCCAUCACUGAAAAGGCCCUGGCCCUGCCAGUCUGACUUCCUUAGGGCCUGGGACCUCUAAACUGUGAUUAUUCAUGGACCUUAAGGUCCUCUGUGGGGCAGACCAGGAGAGGCGGUCCCGUAGAUAUGAGGGUCCUAAGCCACAAAGGGCUUUAAAGGUUAAAACCAGCACCUUGAACCUGACCCUGUACUCCACCAGGAGCCAGUGCAGCUGGUAUAGCACUGGGCGAAUAUGCUCCCAUGGCAGAGACCCUGUGAGGAACCUCAGGGUUAUGUGUGUAACAGGAAGUGUUGCCCUUGCAGGUAGGUGUGUGUGUGUGUGUGUCUGUCAAUCAAUCUAAAAUCUCCCCUUUGCUCUAGGGCCACUCCAGUUUCAUCACCCAUCUGGACUGGGCCUUUGACAGCAGCUGUUUGGUCACCAAUUCUGGCGAUUACGAAAUCCUGUACUGUGAGUAUAGAGUUUGGGUUCUUUUUCUUAGCGCCACCUUUGCGCUAGGAGAGGGACUAGGAGGAGUCCUCCUUAUCAGACGAUCUUCUCCUUUAGAGUCUGUUUGCACAAUCUGAGAUCUCUGCAGAAGGAGCAGCCCAGGUUCUGAUGGCAUUACGUGCUUUACAUUUUCUUGUCUGUGUCUCCUUCCUCCUCCUCCUCCUCCUGCUCCCUCCCUACAGGGGACCCCUCCACCUGCCGCCAGAUCACCAGCGCUGAGGCCGUCCGCAACAUGGACUGGGCCACGGCCACCUGCGUCCUGGGCUUUGGGGUCUUUGGUGAGUGUCUCCUGGCUGGGCGGGUGGUGUGAGCAAGAAAUAUAAUAAUAAUAAUAAUUUAUUUUUUAUACCCUGCCCAUCUGGCUGGGCUUCCCCAGCCACGCUGGGCGGCUUCCAACAAAAUAUUAAAAUACAGUAAUGCAUCAAAUAUUAAAAACUUCCCUAAACAGGGCUGCCUUCAGAAAGAAUCUGCAGGCCUCCCAAAACUGAGGCACACACUUCAUCCUUUAACCCCCUCAGACAGGAUGAUACCCUUGGCUCCGCCCAGAAGCACAAAUGGAAGAAAUAAUAACAACAAUAAUUAUUUAUACCCCAGUCGUCUGGCUGGCCAGGGGUGGUGGUCAGAGCUCCCCUACUUCCUCUUCUUAAUAAAUGAUUUGUUUUCAAACUGUGAAAACGUCAGCAAGCAACCCACUCGUUACCGCUAAACCAGGCAGAAUAGGAUAUGGCAAAUGCCCCUUACAAACCGCCCCCUCCCCACUCCUGCCAGUUCUUUCGGCCAUGCGGGUGGUUGGCCCAGCAAGGAACAGAGGGUUUUUGUUUGGGCAUUGCAGGUUAUGAUGCACAAAACGGGAAAACAGGAUGGGUUGGGGGGAAGUUACAGCUUCUUUCCCCUGUAUAGGGAAGCUUUUUAAUGUUGGACGUUUCGCUUUGUUUCUGUAUAUGUUGGAAGCCGCCCAGAGUGGCUGGUGCAACCCAGUCGGAUGGGCGGCGUGCAAAUAAGAAAAUUAUUACAGUCGUACCUUGGUUGUCAAACGCCUUGCGACUCAGACGUUUUGGCUCCCAAACCCAGAAGUGAGUGUUCCAGUUUGUGAACGUUCUUUGGAACCCGAACGUCCGACGUGGUUUCUGAUUGGCUGCAGGAGCUUCCUGCAGCCCAUUGGAAGCCAUGAUUUGGAUUCUGAACGUUUUGGAAGUCAAACGGACUUCUGGAACGGAUUCGGUUCUACUUCCAAGGUUGUUGUUGUUUAGUCGUUCAGUCAUGUCUGACUCUUCGUGACCCCCUGGACCAGAGCACGCCAGGCACUCCUGUCGUCCACUGCCUCCCGCAGUUUCUUCAAACUCAUGCUGGUAGCUUCGAGAACACUGUCCCACCAUCUCGUCCUCCGUCGUCCCCUUCUCCUUGUGCCCGCCAUCUUUCCCAACAUCAGGCUCUUUUCCAGGGAGUUUGUCCAUAAAGUUUUCUUGGCAGGGAUACUUGAGUGGCUUGCCGGUUCCUGCUCCAGGUGGAUCACGUUUGGUCAAAACUCUCCACUAUGACCAGUCCAUCUUGGGUGGUCCUGCACGCAUAGCUCACAGCUUCUCUGAGUUAUUCAAGCCCCUGGAUCACGGCAAGGCUGUGAUCCAUGAAGGGGACUUCCAAAGCACGCCUGUAUUAUUAUUACUGUUAUUUCCGCCGCUGACUUUUUCUCUGCCCUGUUAGGGAUCUGGCCGGAGGGUGCGGACGGCACCGACAUCAACGCCGUCUGCCGCUCCCACGACGGGAAGCUCCUGGCGUCUGCCGACGACUUCGGCAAAGUGCACUUGUUCUCCUACCCUUGCUGCCAGCCGCGGGUGAGCCUCCCGCCCCACCUCCCCAGGGUCUCUUACCCUCUUGUCUUGCCCCGAUCCUUUCCUUCUGCUCUCAUUCUAAGUACCCAAUCCCAGAAGCCAGAACAGCAAGAGGGAUCGCUGCGCAGUGAAAGCAGCAAUCCCUCUUGCUGUUCUGGCUUCUGGGAUAGCUGCGCAGCCUGCAUUCGCUCCAUAAGACGCACACACAUUUCCCCUUACUUUUUAGAAGGGAAAAAGUGAGUCUUAUAGAGCAAAAAAUACGGUAACCUGAAAGUGGGCAAGGGGCGUCCUGAGACUUCCGCACCAACCUCUCUUGGCUCGUCUCUUUCCCAGUUGCUCGCGGCAUCCGCCACUCAACCCCAUUCCCCCCCGGUUUCCGCAGUGCCUGCGUGUCUGGGUUGCCCCCAUCCUUAGCCCAGUGGUUCUCAAAAAGAUUUCUCUGGGCCACACCUUCAGAAUAAAAAAUUGCUCGCAGCACACUGAUUUUUUAAAUAUAAGAAAUACGUUGGAGGACAAAAAGAAACAACUCGUUGAAUUAUAACAUAGAGCAUGACUGCUUUAUAAUGUUAUCACGGGACUCACAGCAAAUAGAGAAGCGUGCAGCUACCUAAGAACGUGAAUCAUUCCCCAAAUACAAUUAUAAACAAGCCUAUAUGUACCUUAAGUAUGUAGGCAAACUCAAGGGGAAGUAUGAGCUCGCUUUUGCUGGGUGAUCUCAUUUACAGGAUGAGAUUGUCCUCAGUGUCACUCGAUGCUCUUGCUCUCGUUUUGAAAAGACAUCUAUCCAUAUUCUGCAGAGGAUACUAUACUGUAUUACACUGAAAUGUUUAAAUGUUUAAUAAUAAUAAUAAUAAUAAUAAUAAUAAUAAUUUAUUAUUUCUACCCCGCCCAUCUGGCUGAGUUUCCCCAGCCACUCUGGGCAGCUCCUAAUCAAGUGUUAAAAACAAUACAGCAUUAAAUAUUAAAAACUUCCCUAAAUAGGGCUGCCUUCAGAUGUCUUUUAAAAAGAAGAUAGCUGCUUAUUUCCUUCACAUCUGAAGGGAGGGCGUUCCACAGGGCGGGCGCCACCACCGAGAAGGCCCUCUGCCUGGUUCCCUGUAACCUCACUUCUCGCAAUGGGGGAACCGCCAGAAGGCCCUCGGAGCUGGACCUCAGUGCCUGGGCUGAACGAUGGGGGUGGAGACGCUCCUUCAGGGAUACUGGGCCUUUGAAGCCACUUAGGGCUUUCAAGGUCAGCACCAACACUUUGAAUUGUGCUCGGAAACGUACUGGGAGCCAAUGCAGAUCUCUCAGGACCGGUGUUAUGUGGUCCCAGCAGCCGCUCCCAGUCACCAGUCUAGCUGCCUCAUUCUGGAUUAAUUGCAGUAUUUGAUUGUCUUGGAAUAUCCCCCCCAGCCCCACUUGCCAUCCUCGGAGUUACAAGCUUGGUGGAUCAGGGGAACGCUGUGGACAUAGUGUAUCUUGAUUUCGGGAAGGCUUUUGACAAGCGGGGCGGCCGGACUUUGUGCGUGGGGUUUCUCCUGCCCUCUCCUGAGACCCCUUUCCUCUCUCUUGCUCCAGGCCCCCAGCCACACGUACAACGGCCACAGCAGCCACGUCACCAACAUUGCCUUCCUCCACGACGACAGCCUGCUGCUCUCCACCGGUGGGACCGACACCAGCAUCCUCCAGUGGCGCCUCGUCUAG